AUGCGCAAUAAUGGCUCCACCCUUUACAUCUGGGGUUUAUCUGCCAUGGCCUAUCUGGAACAGUGUCAGCGAAGACCCAAGGUCGUAGGUUUUAUAUUGGAGUGGCGUUUCUUAGAUAAAUGGCCUGACAGGGCUAUGAGCAUUAUCUGUCUAAGUUUGACCCAUUUAGAGCUAGCAUGCAGGAGUCACCUUGCAUGACUAAGGUGUUUGCCUGACUUCUCGGUUAAGACCUGUCUGAAUUGGGUGGCCCUUCUGGUAGCGAUGCUACCACCAGCAUAGCUCUUAACAUCAUCAAAGCACUAAAGCCUCUCCUCCACAAUGAGCCUAGUGUCCAUGGAAAGGACCUUAUUAGUAUAAAGGAAGUGCCAUGCUCCAAAUGGGGGCAUGUCAAUUACACAGUGAGCAGCCAGCAUCUACUCAAAAACUAGCAACUGGGCAGCUAUGGGUAGGGGCAAGGGGGGACUUCAAUAUAUUUCUCCCAUUUUUUUAAAUAGAUUCACUGUUUGCUGGACACAGGUGGGGGCUCUCUAUACCCCUUGUUAAAAGACCACUAUAGUGUCAGGAAAACAUACUUGUUUUCCUGGCACUAUAGUGCCCUGAGGGUGCCCCCAACCUCAGGGUCCCCCUCUCGCCGGGCUCUAGGGUGUGGAAGGGGUUAAACUUAUCUCUUUCUCCAGCGCCGGGCGGGGAACUCUCCUCCUCCUCCUCCUCGCUGAAUUCGCAUGCGCAGCAGGAGCCGCGCCCAUUCAGCCAGUCCAUAGGAAAGCAUUCACAAUGCUUUCCUAUGGACGCUGGCGUCUUCUCACUGUGAAAAUCACAAUGAGAAGAGCGGAAGCGCCUCUAGCACCUGUCAAUGAGACAGCCACUAGAGGCUGGAUUAACCCUAUUAUAAACAUCGUUUCUCUGAAACUGCUAUGUUAAUAGAAAAAAGGAUUAAACCUAGCUAGACUUGGCACCCUGACCACUUCAUUAAGCUGAAGUGGUCUGGGUGCCUAUAGUGGUCCUUUAAUGACUUUAUGCUCCUGACACAAUGCCCAUGUGGGGACUCGCAAUAGCUCCCCCGCAGACUUUAACAGACCUUAAGUAAUUACAGUGAGCAGCCCCUGACAGGUGGGGGCAUAAGAGAAGUUUAAAACCUUAUACCAAUAUUUCGGUCUUAUUGAUAAUUUGCGAAUGUCCAUCCUGCUGGAUGCAUUUUGUCCCAGGUUUGUUUAUAAAUAUCCUUUGUAUAAGGUUAAGAUGCAGAAAACACUGAUUUUGAAUCAGAUACCAAAUGCAUCUGGCUGAUUUCUGACCGGAAUUGGCCUUUGUAAAUAUGAGAAUUACCAUUCCAUUCACAAUUCAACUGUUUUAACUAGAUUUUGUCCAUCUGGAUAAAAUCUGGUCUUUAAUAAAUAACCCUAACAUACCCUAUUUACUAAGAUAUAUUGGCUACUCAAAAUUUCAGGUGUUAUUAGCAAUACAUUCCUAAUGCAUUUUUGUUCAAGGCUCCUGGUAGACUUUACAACCCAGUAUAUAUAUGUAUAUAUAUAAGAGCAGUAUUCAUCAUGAAUUGAAAUUUGGAUUUGAUGAGAGGUGAUUGCAAUAUUAAUUGAUUGCAUAUUGUUUUACGAAAACUGGGGAAAUGAAAGUAAUAUUUUAUAGAGGGAUAAACGUGGCAGAAUUUGAAGACUGACUGGAUGGGAAGUAAAACUAAGAUUAAAAUAAGAAAAUGGCACCAAAGCAUCAAUACCGUACUGUCGGGUUAGUGUUUGUAAGAAAAGGAAGAAGAAAGGUUCUUAUCUGCAAAGAUUUAGUUCAGAGUUUAUUGUCUUCUAGAUCAGAGGACAAUAACUCUUACAGAUCAGAGUUCAUUGUCUUUGGGAUCUUUCAAAAUAGCUUGUUUUAGGAAAAAAGUCAUAUUCAUCAUGGACAGCUUAGUGUGUAUCUGAAAUUAUUUACUUAAUUCUUCGGCAAGAAAAAAACUUUUUAUCUGCAUCAGACACUUUUAGCUGGUUGGACAAGACUGAAAUUUCCUCACAAGCCUGAUUUCUAAUCCGUGUUGUUAAAGGGACACAAUAGGCACCAAAACAACUUUAGCUUAAUGAAGCAGUAUUCGUGUAUAGAGCAUGCCCCUGCAAUCUCACCGUCCAAUUCCCUUUUUGUGAUUAUGAUUAUUAUCUGAUUAUUUUGUAAUUUACACUAAAAUAUCAAUGGAAAACCAUUAUCCGAAGCAGCUCAUCUGCAGAAGGCUGAGAUUAAUGAGAGUCCUAGUUGGACAACAGCUGGGAAGUCACUAGCUGGCCACCAUGAAUCCAAUGCAUCAACUAAUCAUUUUCAGAGCUGCGUGGCCCUUCAAGUUUCUAUAUUAUCACUAAGCAUGGUGUACAUACUAAGUGAACACAAAAUAAACCAUUAAUGCAAAUAGCACCCUCCAGUAUUUGGUAUAAUAAAUAUUUUUCGAGUUGUGUUUAUUUUCAGAGACAUUAUUUCCAUUCUUCUAGAAUAACCUUCAAACAUCUAGAAUUGAUGGUAGAAUAUAUUCCAUAUUGUGCUGACUUUACUUUAACCCUUAUUUUUCUGUGUUUGUAGAAAAAAAUCCCAUAGCAUUAACCGGUUUAUUCACUCAAAACCAAAUUGUUAUCACUUUAAAUAGUAAAUUUAGGUAAAAGACCUUGAUUUGGUAUUUCACCCAAAAUUUAGCAAUUUGGUUUUCAAUUCACUACAAUUUGGUGUUUAGUAAGUAAACAUUGUUAAUAUGAAAGUUUACGUUAAAAAUGUUCUUCUUUAUUUUGAGAAAUAGUUUUUAUUGUUAGCAUUUCGUAAACAAUAUUUGUUCCAGUAAGACUGGGCUUUCAGGGUGUCACAAUAAUGUUUUUAAUGCGCCUGUCCAUAGUGUUCUAAUGUGGACUGGUUAACAUAUAGACUGGUUAACAUAUAGACUGGUUAACAUAUAGACUGGUUAACAUGUCUGAUGUGAGGAUGGGUUAUGUGCGGUUCAUGGGGACCGCCCAAAUUUUAACAAUCGGUAGACUUGUGACACCAUAACCACUACAGUGCGCUGUAGUUGUUAUGGUACUCAGAGUGCCAAUUUAACACCACAUUCUUACAAAUAUGCUACAAAGAAGCUCACAUUUAUUACUGCAUCUUGAAGCAGCACAAUAUAUCAAAAGUAAAACCUAGACGUGUCCAUGGAGAGAUCACUGUAUCACCCUAUAACACUAUUAUGUGCCUGUUAGUCAUCAUGUGUCAGUACUGUGAGAGGGUCUUUCGAAAAAUUGAGAAAAUGAGAACUUCAUUAAAAAAAAAAAAAACAUACAAUGUAUGACAGGCAAGCUUUGAGUUCAAGGAGCCCCGGUCAUGAGCUUAGUUUGUUUCGGAAACUUUGACCUGUUUAUAUAAACCUUCAUUCAUCAAUUUUAAUCCCUAAAAUCUUUACAACUAAAAUAGUGCAGCUUUAUUAUUGAGUAAAUAUACUGCUGGACAGCUUUUGUGGUUUAUAACUUAAUCACAGCAGCCUGCCUCCCCCUCCUGCAUCCAAGCAGGUUCAUAUAAAUAGAACGGUACAUACAGGGAGCUAUUCACUUAAAAGAACACUCAGGGAACCAUAACAACUUCAUGGAAAUAAAGUUGUUCUGGUUACAGGAUGUCACUGGCACUUCCUUACCUUUCGGGGUUAAACGGUUUAACCUCAAUGUCUGCUCUGCAGCACCAUUUUCCGCUGUCCUUACCCACAUCCACUUUCAGAAAUUCUUUUGAAUUUACUGGUUGUUUUAGAGCGUAAGCUGAACACUCUAAGCCAGAUAACAGCACCCCUGCCCGGCAAUCUGAGAGAUACUGUAGGAGAAUUUCUGAAAAAGGCAGAGCAGAUCAUGGGGUUAAACCAUUUGUGAGUAAUAUAACCUCCUAGGUUAAGGUAAAAAAGCACAUCCUAGAUUUAGUGCUCAUGUGGGGAUGUAAUGGAUGACAUUGCUACUUUGACCUGUACGAUAGUCUGUAUCACAUGAUGGACAACUUAUCAAUAUACCUGCAGAUAUCAUGGCAUAUUCCACAAGUUUAUCCACAAACUCCUUACAAUUUCUGUACACCACUGUCCCUUGUCAAGCCUUGGAAAUGUCAUACGAUAGACUCAAUAAACUCUGACAAACUCUCUAUGGGGCCUCGCAUUCAAAACCAAUGUAUACAGAAAGUCAUGUUUCUGAGAAGCAGAACAAAGUGUAAUUAAAAAAAAUAAGAAAUGAAUAGUUACAUAGCAAGUUCAAAAAGUUAUUUCAAGGAUAUAUACAGGAAAAGAAAUACCCAAAAUAACUUCAUUGCCAUUUUCUUUAGAAAUUAGUCUGAAAUGUGAAGAUAGUUUUCUUUUGAGCUCCAAAUGCAUUUGCAAUUUUGUUUGAGCAAUUUUAUCUAAGCUAAAGAUUGCAAAAUUAAUAUCUCCCAGAUUUACUUUGCCAAUUGCCAUUACAUGAUUUAAAGGGACACUAUAGUCACCAAAACAACUGUAGCUUAAUGAAUCUGUUUUGGUGUAUAGAUCAUGACUCUGCAGUCUCACUGUUAAAUUCUCUGCCAUUUAGUAGUUUAAUCACUUUGUUUAUGCAGCCCUAGUCACACCUCCCUGCAUGUGACUUACACAGUUUUCCUAAGCACUUCCUGUAAAGAGUUGUCUAAUGUUUAUACUUCCUUUAUUGCAAAUUCUGUUCUAGAAUUUCAUAUCUCUUGCUCUGUUAAUAGUUUGCUAGAGCCUGCAUUAAUGUGUGUGAUUAAAGUUCUAUUUACAGAGCAGGCGGCAAAAACCCUUAAAGUAAGUUACAUCUGAUUGAAACCAUUUUGUUUUCAUGCAGGCUGUGUCAAUCAUAGCCACGGGAGGUGUAGCUAGGCCUGCAUAAACAGAAACAAAAGUGAUUUAACUCCUAAAUGGCAGUGAAUUGAGAAGUAAAACUUCAGAGGCGUGAUCUUUACACAAAAAACACUUUAUAAAGCUAAAGUUUUUUUUAGUGACUAUAGUAUCCCUUUAACCAAAACAAACAACCUAUGUAGGAUUCAUUAUCUAGUAAGUUCUGCUCUCACGGUUGUUAGAUUGGAUGUAUUAAAAAGGGCUAUAAAAUAUUAAUACAUGCGAUAAUAUUCCAAAAUGUAAAAAAAUGGGACAUCCUUUAUCUAUGAAGGAAGGAAUGAAAGAAUAUGUUAUUGUAAUUGAAGUAUAAUUUCACUUACAUUUUACAUCUGAUACUACCGGAGGAUUGAUAAAACAAAUUUUGAAAAAUAAAUGACAAUAUAUCAACAGUCAACGUGUACUCCUGCAUAAAGACAGGGGCAAGAUGCAGGGCUGCUAGAUAGGUUUCAUGUCCAUCAGUCUGAGAAAGCAAACGCUUCUCCCGACCAGUCAUCUCAACUAGGCCACAAUACAGACAAAUUUCCACGGAGUUACUGUAGCACUCCAGGCUGAAAUGGUCACAAGGUUUGACUACUGGGUACCCAGUUGAAAGGCAACAUUUUCCAAAAUAAUUUAAUUGAGGAGAUUUUCAAGGAAAUUGUUGUCUUGCAGAGCUCCAGUAGCAUGUUUCCACUUAAACCUCGUCCUAUUCCAACUAAAAUCCUAAUUUCAUUGUUCUUUUGCUUUAAAAUGUGAGACUUGACUGUUUGCUUUGAUAGUUAUUAUAAAUUAUAUCCUUAUACCAAUAAGCGGGAUUUAACAAUGUGCUAUCCUUUUGUUUAAUCCACAUUUUAUAUUUCUUUGUUAAAACAUCAAUCUUCCUUAAAAGAGUCAAAAUGUUACCUUUGUUUCCCCGAGUUAUUUCUGGUUGGAUACUAUUACCACGACAACUUCUGUUAUGUUAAACAGAAACUAUAGCUAAAAUACAUUUAUCCUAUAACUAUCAUCCAUUAAAUGUGAAAGUUUCCACACCUAGACUUUACAAAAGAUAUUGGAAAUUGCAUGUGGUGUUUUUUUCAGAUUGUAAAAUCAUUUGGGCAGGGCCAUCUUCACCUUCUGUUCCUGUAUGUCAAGCAUGUCAAACUUGCGGCCCACAAUGGAUAUAUUUGUGGCCCACGUGCCCUGGGGUCACUUUGUGUUGUGGCUGAGACCAGCCGCAAGACAGGAAAGAUAUUUCCUGUCUGAUUCUUGUCUUCCCUCCUAUGUCCGAUUGCGUGCUUCUGCAGGCCAGCCACUCUUCCUUCCCUCAUGCUCGCAAUGCCAGAGGAGCAUCUGGGCUGCUUGAGCAGAGAAGAGCAGGGCUGGAACUGGAGGGACCUUCCUGUGUAGUGUAUUAAAUUGGGGAGGGGGGAUUUUAUUAAUUUGUGGGAGGGAGGGACAGUACAGUGUAUUAAAUUGGUGUGGGGGCAGUGUAUUAAUUUAAGGGAAGGAGGCAGUAUAUUAAUAUGGGAAGGGAGCAGUAAAUUAAAUUGGGGAGGGGUGCAGUGUAUUAAUUUGGAGGAGGGAGGUUGUGCAGUGUAAUAGAGUGGUGGGAGGGGGGCAGUGUGUUAAAUUGGGGAGUGGGCAGUGUAUUAAUUUGGAGGAGGGAGGUUGUGCAGUGUAAUAGAGUGGUGGGAGGGGGGCAGUGUGUUAAAUUGGGGAGUGGGCAGUGUAUUAAUUUGGAGGAGGGUGGUUGUGCAGUGUAAUAGAGUGGUAGGAGGGGGGCAGUGUGUUAAAUUGGGGGUGGGCAGUGUAUUAUUUGGGGAAGGGAGGAGGGCAGUGUAUUCAGUUAGAGUGGAUGGAGGAGGGGCAGUGUAUAAGAUUGGGUGGAGGGAACAGUGUGUUAAAUUGGGGGGAGGGCAGUGUAUUGGAUUUGGGGGAAAUGUAUUAGAUUUGUGGGCAGUGUAUUAGAAUUUGGGAGAGGGCAACGUAUUGAAUUUGGGUCCAAUGCAUUGGAUUUGUGGGCAGUGUAUAAGAAUGGGAGGAGGGGGCAGUGUAUUAGAUUGGGUCUGCAUGGAGGUGCUGAAUGCUCCCCAUGGAGAUGCUGAUUGGGCGCACUGCUUUUUGCCACACAUGCACAAUAGCCUCCCAAUGCUUUUGCAUUGGCUGAGAUCAUUACGUUUGAUGAUCUCAGCUAAAAUGAAGAACACACUCAUAGGACUUUAAAAUCAACAAGAUAACGUCAUUUGUUUUUUACAGCUGUGCAACAGCAUACAUUCACCAUUUCAGUCCCAUUACCAAACGUUUCUUAAUAUGUCCAGGUAGUUGGACUGAAACUUUGGUUAUAUGCAAAUACAUAUUUCAUUAAAAUAAAUUUUCUCUUUUGUUUACUUUAAAGCACUAUGAGUGUGAGGACGUCCAGUGUCAAUUAGGCAAUGUUUUUUAUACUGUACUUUUCGAAAUAAACCCAAGUUUCUAUGAAAACUGGAGUUUUCCAAUUUUUUUACAGCCCACAUAAACUUAAACCUUGUUUAUUUGGCCCAUAUUAGCCUUUGAGUUUGACAUGCUUGCUGUAUGUCAAACAUGUUAUUUUAGAAGGAAUAGUUUGUCUUGUUUUACCUAUAAAACGCAUUGAAUUGUCUGAGAUCGUCAAAACCCCAAACUACUGGAUGCUUUCUCAACAAUGUUGAGGAUCUUAAGAAAGCGUCCAUUAGUGACAUGAAUGUGUUUAGUUUCCAGUUUUGUUUCAGUUUUCAGUCAUCUCCCUCAGAACUUUGGCUAACUCCUGAAAAUACAACUGGAAGCCUGUUUUGGUUCCUGAAAAGCCCCAGAUCUAUUGUUGACAUUUAACUGGUAGCACCUAGUCCCCAGUAGUACUGAGAGAGAAAUACUCCAGUUACAUUAAUUUGACAGAGCUUAGGCUUUAACUUGUGGGUUGACUGAGCAUCAUGGGAAUAGUGCAUCAUUUCAUUUUUAUAAACCUCUUAGGUGUCCCUCUAUCUUCCUCUAUAGUUAUCCAUUCAUAUCCCCCCACCACACUGUCUCUCCCAAGCUCCCAGUAAAUUCUCUCACAGCCCAGUUAGCUCCUACAACCCACCUAACAGUUAUAUAUUUUUCUUCCACCCCCCUCCCACUACUUUAGUUAUCUCUGAUUAGCCCUCCCACACAUGUUAUGUCUCCCUAGUCCUUCCCCUAGCUAUUUCUCUGUAUCUCCCCAAGUUAUGUUUAUCUUCUACCAUAGUUAUUGUAAUGUCAUUGAUUGGUAAGUGCCGCAUAAAUUGACAUCAUGGGGGUCACCACGGGCCGAGGGGUUAGACAUGGGGCCUGAAACCAUGCAUUUGCUUGGUCCCAUUCACCAUUCCAGUGGGAAAAAAGGUGAGGUGGGAGCAACCAGUAAGAUGCCUGGGGCCCUCUGGGAUCUUAUUCCCUCUCAGCCUUAGUUCUCUGAGUGGGGAGUGCUGUCACGGAAGGGGCAGGGACAAGGUAUAACCCAAAAUUCCUGCCUUUCGCUAUAGUGCACAUAGUGCUAAAGCUGAGAAGAAAUCCGCAGCGAUGUCUCUUGGGCAAGCUACAACUCCUGUGGGCAGCCAGAGAGAUAGAGGUGGGCAGCCGACUGGCCACAUCCUCCUUCCAGGUUGAUUGUGGACAUCUUUUUUUAAAACAAAUUCUUAAUUUUUCAUGCGAGCAAGGCAAAGACAUACAACAGUAAUGACAUGUUAUGAAUAAUAUAACAUAGGUAAUGCAAGGCAUCAUGGAUUUACAGUUCGCAUCUUUUGUGGGUUAAAUGGGCUGAGAAGUUAUAACGAGGGAUGUGGGUUGAACUUGGGAGAGUGUGGACCACUCAUCUGUGUGUGUUAACAGCGCCACCAUCUGUGAACUUGUGGCCAUGGAGAUAUAGAGGACUGAAUGUGGUGACUAUGUGUCGUAGGUGUUCCUUGACCUUUGGGAUUAGUGGCGAGUAUGUUCUUUGUCAUGAGAAUUUUGUGAGUCUAGUCUGUAUAGAGUCCUAUUUUAGCUGUGCCAUUGGAAGGUCGUGUGCAAUUGCCAGUCCUCUGGUUAGUAGAGGGUACUUCGGUUGGCAUGGCAAAUAUCACUUUGGUUUCUGACGUGAUGUGUGCUAGAGAAUGAUGCCUACAUUAAACUGGACAAGGAAAUGUUGUGUGGUGUAGUCUGUUUGUAGGUUACUAGUGGUGGAGGUCUAGUCGAGGAGGAGCGUUAGUGGGUCGCAAAGCCUAGAUUAGCCAUCUUAGGGAUGAUGUCGCUAUUUGGUUGUGUGUGGAUCAUGAGGGAUGCGCUCCUAUGAUAGUAAAACCCCAUAUCCAUGGGGCGAUAAGGAAUGGGGUGAUGUUAUGGCACCGGAGCAUUAAAGCUUGUUGUAGGGAAGCUUGUGCGUUGCAAUGCAAUAUUUAGCAAGUAAAUCAUAUUAAAAUCAGCAAGAAACAAAGAAAGCAUAAGAUACAAUUAACUUAAACAACUGAGUUGGUGAAUAGGGUGUCACAGCAGACCGCAGCGGUCAACUUGAAGAACAGCUGGUGUUGGUGAGAGUUGGCUCAGGUCGUGGCUCCUCCCGGGUCUGGUGCGAGCUGUGGUGCUUGUGGUCUGUGGUUGUGGGUUAGUUGUUGGCAUUGAGUUCUCAUGUUGUUGGGGGAGUCCCAAUGCUGCCAGCAAGUCUGGACCUCUCUUGGAUCAGUGGCUUUAUAGUGUUGAUCUUCUUUUGUCAUCCAUAUUGCCCCAGGUGUUGCCCAUCUGUAAGCAAUUCUGGCAGCUUGUAGCAGUUUAGUAAUUGAUCGCAUAUUCUUGCGCCACAGUAGCGUAGCCCUGCUUAAGUCCUGAAAAAAAUAUUGUUAGCACGAUUCAAAUUCAAAGGGUGUUUUUCCCUUUAAAGCAGCAAGCAGUCCCAGUUUGUCUGUCAUCGUUUGGCACCGCAAGAUAAGGUCCCUUGGGGCUGUGUUGGGGGCUUAUGGUGAUUUAUAGAUCCUGUCUCGUUGGUCAGUACUGCCACCACUAGGCGUCUGAUAAAGUGAGAUAGUUCUUUUAGUGGUAUGGACUCCCCGACCCCUCUUAUCAUGACGUUCUUGCGUCUGCCCCGGUCAUCAAGUAUGUUGAUUUGCCUGUCCAUGGUUGCCUGAGUGGCUUGCGGUAGUCUUACAUUGUUCCCCAAGGUGUUUAGGUCCUGUCUUAGGUUUUUUACCUCUUCUUCGGUAGCUUGGGUGCGUGUGGUCACCGCUUGCACUUUGGUGAUUAGUACAGCCAGGUCUGCUUCCCAAAAUUUGCCUGAGGCUGUAGGCCUGUUAACAUGGCCUGUAUGUCGUUUUUUGAAGCUGUUGUACAGUCCUGUGUGCCCUGUGGGAGCUCUUGAGGUCUGGGACUCGGUAAGGGGCUGCCUUGUGGGUCCCCCUCCUCUGAUAGCUGUGGGGAGGCCUCUCGGGAGUCAGGGCCCGCAUGUGGCCUACAGGGGUGAGUGCGGGCGAUUUUUGCGAUGUGCCUAGUAGUGUCUCCUCCAGACUGAAGAUGCUCAACGGCCAGAGCUCUCCAGCAAAGUCUCUCUGCUGUCUGCCCACAUGGCAGGCCUUACUGCCUCGGCGUCUGGUUUUUGUGUCUGGGGGCUAAAAGAAUGGCAUCUGCCAGAUCUGCGAGAUGCUUUGCAGGCGAUGGCGUGUUGGGUUGCUGGGUAUUUUGCGAGAUGCUCCUGAUAAUUGGCUGCUUAAGGUACAAUUUAUCAGAGCUCAGAUUGUGGACAUAUUUGAAUUUCACAUUCUGUCUCUCAUUGCCAGUGUGGUGGCACCCCAUCUCUAUGUGCGUUCUGUGCAGUCAUGCAGGUCACAGGACCACGAGUCCAGCAAUAAAAUCAGGGAAAGUGAAAGAAAGAAAAAAAAUAUGAAAUAAAUGGGUGAUAUGAAUGCAAAGGGUGAAUGGACAUUGCAGAACAGCAAGCAAAAGAAAACAGAAAUUGUAAUGUGAGAAGGGGUACGUUGGCAAUAAGGGGGUAAAAUGUAUAGGGUGUUCUAUAGCUGGUGAGUGGAGGGAGAGAUACAUUUUUGCAAUGAGCCCAGACAUAAAAUCAAGAAGAGGGUGAUGUAAGUUUAAUGGGAAGGGGAGACCAGGGAUUAGGAGAUCAAUUAUUAUACGGGCAGCGGAGAUUACAGGACACAUUUGAAAAGGAAGGUAUAAUUAAAGCUAUGAGAUACUGAGUUCAUACUCCCUAGCUAUCAUAUUAGGAGGCACAGACAAUGAAAUGAGUUUGCCCAAAUCUGGCUGCAUUUUAAUAGGAGGGUUACAUGGAACUAAUUGAUUUAUGAACUACACAACAAUAAAAGUGUAGGAAGGAUGGAUGAGAAGGAAAGAACGAGAGGUCUGUGAUAACAAACAGACUUCUAGCUCAUCAGAAUUGAAAUUCUGAACAAUCACUGGAUUUGGCAACAAUACUAUAUAUCUGGGUGGGUUUCAACAUCUCAUAAUCAAGAAUAGUCUAAUACAUAGCUGGGAUUAAAACUGCCAUUGGGCAGUGCCUGUACAUGAAAUGAAAGGUUACGCAGAGAGCGAACAGCACUUGAUCAAAUAAACAAGUAUACUAUAAAAUUAUCUCUAGGUAUUCCAUUGCCAUGGGAAAGUCCUUUACAAAUUGCUUUUAUUACAGGCAAAUUUGUGAGUGAUGUCAUCAGGGGAUUUGUUUUUAAUUCCUAAGCAUUCCUGUUUAUAACUGUUUAUCUGAUAUAUCUAUAUGAAUAGAAAAAAAAAAAAACACAACAUAUUGCUAAAACCUUGGCCAUUUUCUGAAAGUGGCAAACAGGGUGCAAUGGAAGAGUUAAACAGACUGCAUGUUAACUAUUGACCCAUCUAAUGUAAUGCCAUCGACCGCCUCUAGAGGGAGCAUGAGGGUUGUAUCUUUCAGUGAAAGUCAAGUUUACUUGAGUGAAAGUGACGCAAAGAUGUCUUAAAGAGCCUUUGGCAGCAGAAUUAUCUGCAAAUCAGACCAUGUGAGAGGGGUUUGGUGUACAAAAGCUGCUCUGGAUACAGAUCCCUGCACUUUAACAGCUGGAAUCCCACCGGGCAGGUGAUGAGAGACUGAGGAAUUCCCAUUCUAGAAAUCUCUGAUACCUUCAAGGUAUUGCCUACUCCAAACUAAACAGGUAACGUCCUAUUCCAGUUCUGUAUAGACACAGAUAUUGUAGCAGGGUGUGCUGUGUAUGUGAUGUUACAUUGUGAACUUUUUAUAUGUUUAUUUCAUUUAUUUAUUCCAUUAUUACUGUUUAUGUCAGUGGGCUAUUCCACUCUGUGAUUAGAAACUGAAUUUAGAAAAUCCCCAUUCCUCUGGCCAACACUUUGUGGAUUACUCUGUCUUCUUCUUUGGGCAAUGUAAGCACUUUGUGGCUAUUAAGUCCAGUAUAAUUUGGUUUGUGGUCUUGAUCCUGCAAAGCUGGGCUUCUUUUCUCAGCUCCAAACUCUGAAAACCAAAAGUAACAAGCAAACCACUGUCAUUCUUUGACACAUCAUAGUACAAAGGGCAUAGAAUUAGAAGGUUACAUAAAGCACAGUUACAUGUAGUCUAACAAGUCCAUCUCAUUCAAUGCACAGGCUGAGCUCAAAAAUUAACUCUGGUUACUAUUUUACAUCCCAGAUUUUACACCUACAAAGUUUGUACCUUACUGAUUAUUUUUUGAUUUGUGUCAAUAUAAUUAUUUACAUGAUCUAUAUAAAAAUAGCAGAUUUGUAAACUAAAUAAACAUAUAGCACAGCGCUAAGGUAGUGAAAUAAUGGUAAGGGGGAUUUAUCGAAUCGAAAACAUGCUAUUCUGGGGUAAAGUGUUAAAUAAAUGCCAAUCAGCAAGGAAACCAAUAGACUGUCUCACAACAUUUAGCAUUUUGCACCCAGAAUAAUCGCUGCUUCGCAUUGAUAAAUCCUCCCCAACUUGUGCUAAAGUAUUAGGAAAUAUACUUGAACUGUUUAAUAAGAAAGUGAUAUUUCAUACAGUGUGAUAUCCACUUGUAUUUUUUAUUCUAUGCGCUUGCAAAAGUGUUCUUUAAAAAAGCUCAUGAUAUAUAGAAUUAUUUUAAUUUUUUUUUUUUUUAUUCUUUAUUUUGUAUUGUGCAAAAGAUCACAAACUGGCUUGCACGGCCACAACAGCAUGAACAAGCCCUAUAACCAUCAUACAUUAGGAAACAGUAACAUGGAAAGUGGAAAGUGAAGGAAAUUGCACUUUUUUUUUUUUUUUAAAGACAAUAAAAAGGCAGUUGAGCAUGAACAUGAGUGUGGGCGGUGAUGUUGAUUAUCAGAAGUGGUAUAGCAUCACAAUUUUAUUUUUAUUUUAUGAAUUUAUUUUUAUUUUAUUUUUAAAUUUUUUAAAAUUUUAAAAACAUUUAUUUUUUGUUCUGUGUUUUUGAUUUUCGUGUGCUAUUUACCAUGGGGUUACUGUCUAUACACUUGUAACUAAGAUCAGAGAGAAUGUGAAUGCAGCUUUAACUGUAGUAAUGGAUCAAACUCUGUGAUGUAAAUUGCAUGACUGUAAACUAUUACAUACCCAGAGACUGAUAUCCAUUUGAACACUGAUCAUGACCAGUUAGGUAAUACUUACUUCUCUGUGUAAUGUUUAUGUAGCCGUGCUACGUGAAAUGUGAUAGUGCUGGUGUGUGCAUCAUAUUACACAAUAAGUCAGACAGUUUUGUAUGAGUCAUCCAUUAAAUCUCUUGAGCAUUCUGCUUAGUAAUAAAUGGACAUGUCCUGAUGUAGUAGGUGAUAUUUUACAAUUAGUCCAAGGGUUAGUAGUGAUAUGAUUAAUAGAUUGGAAAGUUUAAUAUAAACAGCCGGCUCGGUUUGCCUCACAUCUGGCUGAAUUGUGACUGAGCAGAUGAACUGUACAACAUCUGCACAUCUGAACGUGUCUCAAUAGCUCUGCGAUUUUUAAAACUCAUGUAUUUAAGAGCUUUGGAUAUUUUGUUUUGUUAAAAAUGUUAAUCUCAUAUCAUACUGAUUUAAAAAAAAUAAAAAUUUAAUGUUUCAUUUUUUUUACUUGGAUAAAACAUUUUCUUAGAUACGUAACACUCGUUUCCAUUAUUUUAUCAAUUUUUUAAGUUGUAUUGAAAACAAAAAUAAUCCCACAAGUGUAGAUUGUUUUAUGUAGACUGAAUUAAACCAGUAGAUAUUUUGGUGCUUGAGAAAUUGAAUUGUUCACGUGAUGGUGUGCAAAAGGUCAAAUGUUUGACCAUUUGCAAGACGGGAAUUAAUUAGAUUGUCACAUUAAUUCUCUACUAAAAUAUUUAGAUGUGUUAAUAAAAUAGUGCAUUGGGUUGACCUAAACAUUAAAUUUAUUAUAUUGCAAUCAAAGUAGCUGAAUUGGAAACAUUCUCCUCUUUUGCUGGACUCCUAAUGUAGUUAUUUUGGUACAAAAUGGGUCGAAGUCACUUUUCACUUCUGCAGUAUCAUUAGUCUUGUAGGACAUAUGCUACACAAACUUCAUUUUCAUUGCUGGAGGAGUCUUGAAAAUCCUCUAAUAUAGAGUCAUUAUUAUUACAUUGUCAUAUUUUAUUUCACAUUUAGAGAAUUCAUAAUUCAAGUCCAUUAAGGCAUUAUUUAAUUUAAACAUACAUCAAUUAGUUCAGAAAAAUAAAGCAACAAUUGGCAUUGAAAGUAAUGAAAAGACAGACAUAGAGACAGACAGACAGAGAGACAGACAAACAGACUAAACGCUAGACAUCUGCUUAACAGACCGCCGUUUUGAUCUUGCAAAUACUAGCCAGAGUGUAUAUUGGAUAUAAUAAGAUAACAUUUAUUUGCAUCUCUUAUCUUUCUUUCAUAAUUUAUAUAAUUUGGUAGUCAUUGAGAAACAAUAAGUAAUAAAACAAGCAAGCAGAUUGAUAUUUCAACUUCAAUUUUAAAAAAAAAGGCAUAGUUAUUCACUAAAUAGUGAAUUAUUGUAAAUUGAAAGUGAAAUCACAGUAUGUCUCAAAUUGAAAGGCAAACUGCAAAAAUUCUCCAGGGUAGCUUGGCUACUUUGGACUAAAUCUGAAAUUUACUUUGAACUGAACAGUAUGAAAAAUAGGUCUAGAUAAAACAUCCAUUAGUUGAAACUUCAAGAAAGCAGGUAUACAGAGUCCAUCGCACAUUGCCUAAUCUUCUGGCAGUCCAGAUGUUGCCGACUAUGUGACAUGGAGGAUGUAGUUCACUUCAAUUGGAGUGCAAAAAGUUAGAAUAUAUCAUAAGGGAGGCAACCAGACUCAUAUAUAGACCAGGAACUAUCAAGAAAAUGUAUUCUAGGAUCAAUUUAUUAUUACAGGGUAAAUGGUUAGACAUUAAUAACCUUGUGUUGCAAACAGGCAGAACUUGAAAGAUCAGUAGUCCACCGAUUCGAGUUAUGUGGAUAUUGAAGAUGCCCUACUAAGCAUUUUUUUAAUCUUCUACAGAAUCUGAGGACCAAGAAAUAUGUGGCAUAUUUAGCCAUCAUAAUAUGGUUCACCAAAUAUACUGUACUUUGACAUGUAUGUAACAUGUUAAAUGGUUGUGUCGUCUUCAAAAUUACAGUCCUUUAGAAAUGCUUUGGGAUAAAGGUGUCCUAGGAUUUUUGUGCAGGUAAGAUUAGUAGCUCUAGAUCAAACGCUUGUAUGGUAUGUGCAACCAACAUGGACACAUUGUGUCUUUUUAUAGCUGUUGUUGAACAUGUAUGGCAGCAUUUGGGUAGUCAUGGAAAGCAAGAUCUGUUAACCAGUAAAGUCCUCAAAGAGUCCCUGAGUGAGACAUAUUUCAAUUGCAAGUUCAGUAGUAUUACUAUGUUUGGUGUCUAAAACAUUCACAAUUUCACUUGAAUCAUGAUUCAACUUGAGCCUGUGCCUACAGAGUAUUCUGCUACAUUUUGGAGAUUCACUUACUUGUUUUCCAUUGUGACAUUGAGGUGUGACAAAUCGUCAGGUAGUACAAGCUGUAUCACACAAUGAAAAGGCCAAUGAAGUUCUAGAUUUCAUUUUAUUUUAGAGAGAAUAAGGUUACUUACUACAUGAUUAAUCAUCAUGCCUAACUUCCCUUAUAACCCAAGAAACCCAGUUCCAAAAAUAAGAACAGACACCUAAGAGGGUGGUCAGACAUGGUCACAGCUUUUACAUAGACAUGAAUAGCCAGUGUGAACAUUAAACACAGUAUAUCCAACCCAAAGCUGUGACAGUAACCAUAAAGACAAAAAACAAGGACAACCACAAGAAGAACAUGUAAAUUAAUUCAGAAGCCACUUGGUUUUUUUAAAUAGAUAUGAUGUAAGAGAUAUUGUGAUAUAUAUAUAUAUAUAUAUAUAUAUAUAUAUAUAUAUAUGUGUUAUUUAUUAUAUAUAACAACACAAGACAUACUUUUUCUAUGUAUAUUUGUAUGAUAGUAUUAUUGUUUUAAGAACUAGAUUUGCAUUUGCUUGUUUGUCUCUUUUUUUGGUUUAAUAAAUAUAUACAAAGAAGAAAAAAAAAAAAAAAAAGGACAGUAUGGGGAAGUAACGGAGGGUAGGCAACAAAUGGGUCCUUCUUCUACAAAACGUUGGGAGCCAAAAGUCAAAGCUCUUUCCAACAACUUAUAGUCCCAUAACCCAAAAUAUUUACAGUUAGGACCCUUCAUAAGCAGCCCUAUGGCUAGGUCUGUAGAAGACAUGUGAGGCAAACUUACCUGUAUCCCUUGGGCAAACUUACCUAUUUCUGCUUGUACACUACAGUAUAUCAUUCAGAAAUAAUUUCACAUUACAUGUGUUGACAUCCAGACUGAUACAGGCUGAUGACUACGAUCCAACACUAAGUGCUAUGUAAAUGCAAAAUUGUAGGCUUGCUCGAGGAAGACAUUGUAUGAUAAUGUUGUAGAACCACUGGGAAAUGAAAAUGUAGCCCUGGCAAGUAUAAAUUUGCCCCUGGUGUGUAUGAUAUGGCUUGCAAUGGCAGUGACUUUUAACCGGUGGCUUGUAGCAUAAGACUUCAAUGUUUUUAGUCAUGUUCUAGAUGCAAGAGGAUUAAAGAAUUGUAUAGCAGGUAAGAUUGAGAAAACCUCUCCAAACACCAUGGCGUUUCCUUAUAUUUUAACUAUGAUUUUGAUCAUCUCGAUUAAAGGAAAACAACCAUAAAUCUUCAUUACUCUUGGAUUCAUUUCUAUAAAAAACUAAUUACAGAUACAAAAAGCAUAAACAAGUUCAAUCACCAAAAUUCAAUCUAAAUCUUUCUUAUGGGUAUCCAUAGCAUCACGAUCUAACAGAUUACCCGUUCCUGUAGAAUCCUAGAUGGUCCACCUAGAUGGUGGACCUUCUUUCUUUUUGCGUAUUUGAAUUCUCAAUUUAAUCUGUUUGCUCAGUAUACAGCGCUGAGGAAUACGCAGUUGCAUUGUAAGAUAGUAAUACCUGUCGGACUCACGUAUAUUUCAAGAUGAAAAGGAUAGAGUAUAUAUACACACUAAAGAAAAAAUUAAAUAAUGCAUGAAAAACGAGUUAUAUUUCAAGAUGAAACUAAAAUAUGCACUGCUGUACCUAAUUCAAGUUCAGACUGAUUCACACAAAUCACUAGAAGACAUUGAUUACAAAUGGACAAACACAGGUUUCAGCAGACACAAUGCAUUGUAUUUCCUGUAUCUAAGAGUACCUGUAAACAUUUUAAUAAUCAAUACGGAACCAUCUUCAGCUAAGUCCAUAUGUGAGGAUUCUACAGGAACAGGUAAUCUGUUAGAUCGUGAUGCUGUGGAUACCUAUAAGAAAGAUUUAGAUUGAAUUUUGACGAUUGAACUUGUUUAUGCUUUUUGUAUCUGUAAUUAGUUUAUUACAGAAAUGAAUCUAAGAGUAAUGCAGAGAUUUAUGGUUGUUUUCUUUUAAUCGAGAUGAUCAAAAUCAUAGUUAAAAUAGAAGGAAACGCCAUGGUGUUUGGAGAGGUUUUCUCAAUCUUACCUGCUAUACAAUUCUUUAAUCCUCUUGUAUUCUAAAAGUAGCCUCAUUAGGACAAGAAAGGAUUAAAAACAAAGUGAUUUUUACAACUUUUUGACCAUGAUAAAAGGAGCUUUAUUCUAUAGACUGGGAGUCCUGAAGAAAGAAUUUAACAGGGAAUUGCACAGAAUUAAGACCAAAGUAGACAGAUUGUAAAAAAAUGGACUGGGCAUUAUUUUGGCAAUUUACUUAUGAUGGUAUCGUUAAUGUCAGAGGCGCUGGGCAUUUGAUUAGGGGAGCUAAAAUCUGAACAUCUCCAGACACAUGAUUUAUAGACGGCAUUAUUUAUUCCAGAGAUGUUGGGCAUUCUUCUGGCUUUUAACUUGAUGGUCUGCGGCACUAUAUAUGCCAGAUGGAGUGGGCAACCCUCUGGCACUGUACCUAAUGGGGUGUUGGAGAUAUUACUAGUGACAGAGGUUUGGUGUAUUCCUUUAGCAUGUUAUCUAUUUUGAAAUGUCACAUUCAAUGGGGACUUUGGUAUAUUAUUAUUAUUAUUAUUUUUUUUUAUUUAUAUAGCACCAACAAAUUCCGUAGCGCUGUACAAUGGGUGGACUAACAGACACAUAAUUGAGAUCAGACCACUGGAGGUACAGGAACAGAGGGGGUUGAGGGCCCUGUUUGAUGAGAUAACAUGCUAGAGGGAGUGGGGUAUGGUGACACAAAGGGUUAAAGUAGGGGAAUUAAAUAGUUUGUUAGAGAAGGGUUUAUUGAGUGCUUGUUAGGUCAUUUUUGACAGUUGCAGGAACGGAGUCAUGGGGUGGGGGAUGAGAAACCUGCUGACAGUUUAAUUGAUACGCUUUAAUGAAGAAGUGAGUGGAGACUGGGUGAAAGUCUGAUUGAGGAGGGAAGGGAGUUCCACAGAAUAGGUGCAGCCCUGGAGAAGUCUUGAAGGCGAGCAUCUGAGGUGGGGAUCCGGGCAGAGGAUAGGCGUAGGUCUUGGGCUGAGCGCAGGGGUCUCGACGGGACAUACUUGUUUAUGAGGGAGGAUAAGUAUGUUGGAGCAGCAUUAUGUAGGGACUUGUAAGCAAGCGCCAGAAUUUUGAAUUGGGUCUUAUAUAUAUGUAUUAUUUUUUUGGUGUCAAUAGAAGAAACCCCCGAAGAUUUAAUGGGAUGCUAGUAUAUGUAACCCCUUCUGUCCCCCACAUUAUGUGUUUCUUUUUGGGUCCAAUAUGUUAUUGGGCAGGGACAUGCCAUCCAUUUCAUCUUGUUGUUGAUGAUCAUUAAGGGGUUGCAUUUUCUUAUGCAACGAGUUACGCUUUUUACAGACAUUCAAUGUAUAGAUUUAAUGUUAGCAAAAUAUUUCCAAACAUACUGUAAUUAGGUACAGGUUUUUCAGUACACAAAACCUCGGGAAUCCCCCCUUAAAGUCAAUAUGUCUAUAUACACAUAGAAGCUAUAAUUAGGUACAGGACAACGUUAUGACACUUGUAUACAAACUAGAAUGAUAAAAAUGAGCAUGAUUGGACUUAAAUUAAACAACCACACAGAUUACAUUAGGCUGUGGUACAAUGGUUUACACACUCUCUGAUUUGACCUAGUUUGUACACUAAUCAUUAUGUUUUAUUUUAUGAAAUUCACCAUAUGGAAGGCUAAAUACAAACUACACCAAGAUGAUUGCUAGGAGGGCUAUGCUUAUGGGCUUCUCUUCCUAGUAGCAUUAUCAGAAGGUUAGCUGCCUGGAUUUGUUUUGUAAUAUGAUGGACAAACAGUAAAAUUACAAAAAUGUGCAUUGUUAGAAAAAGUAGAAGGAGGACUUAAUCUCUUUGGUGUUAUGACACAGCUUUUGUGAGCCUUUAGAAAGUAGGGUCCCUUCGUUCUUUACCAUUGCAAUAACAUGAAAGGUUCGCCAUUUGUGUAAAUGUAUAAUUUACUGUCUUAUCCCGGCUUCCCUAAACUCCAGCCCUCCAGAUGUUGCUGAACUACAACUCCCAUGAUUUCAUGAAUGAAAUAAAUAGGCUGAGAAUCAUGGGAGUUAUAGUUCAGCAAUAUCUGGAGGGCUGGAGUUUGGGGAGCCUGGUCUUAUCCAUGUAACCGUAGAUAAUUUCCCUUCUAUGAUCACUGCUUUCUUUAUAACGUUAACAUAAUCUACCAAAUUCUACAAGGAGAAUCCAUACAAUAAACAAACUAGCCAUGAAUUGUCCUGUGUUGGUCACUGUAAGGUUUAAUAUGAGAUUACAAAGCAUCAUUUUACAGGAAAUUAAAACAUAUUUGUUGCCCCAAUACUUUUUAUAAUUUUUUUUUUUUUAAUUUCAAGACCAAUGUUUCAAUGCUACUAAUUUCUGUUAGUCACAUGAAGCAGCCAUAUUCACUUGUGCAGGAACACAGAAUUCUUAAACUGGCACAUCUUAUACUGCCAUUCAUCUUUCAUAUUCAUAUUGACUAAAAGUCAAUGUAUUAGGAAAGGGUAGACCAUGGUUAAUGAUCUGGUAAAGUAAGGGAUUAGGAAUUAGGGAUAGUUUUUGAAAUUAGUAUAGGUAAAGAGGCAUGUGUGUAUAAUAUAUGACUGUAUGUGUGUGUGUGAGCAUGGAUGUAAUAUUAGUGUGUGAAUGCAUGUAUAUCCCUUUUUGAUUGGUGUUGGUGUGACUUCAUAUGUGUGUCUAUUAUUGUGUUUUAUACAUAGAUAUGUAGGUACUAUAUGGAGGUCUUACAUAUAAAACACAUUCAUAUAUGUUUGAAAAGUAAUUGUCAAACAUGUUUUCAUACAGUACAUCUCUGUUUAGUGUACAAUGGUUGAACUGGAACAUGGUAAAGUAAUUAAUUUGGGGGAUAUUAUAUAGAGUGCUCCGAUAUAAAAAGUGAUGGUGGGGGCUGGGGAAACAAAUAUGACACAGACAUGGCAAAACCACCUAAAAGUGUUUUGUUCAAAUUAAAAAUGGUAAAACAAACAGAGAACGAAUACGUUUAAAAGCACAUGGAGACUCACGGUUAAGUUUGCCUGUAGCCACUGACAGUGAAGUGAAGGCAGCUGUCUCUCAUAUAUUACAUGGGAGUGUACCCUGGACUUAUUUGUAACCUCCACAAUGAUGCACGCACCUUACCCGAGAGGAGGCAACAUAUUCAGCCAUCCUCACCACUCUCCUCCAUUCCUUAGGCUCAGGUUUAGUUGUCCAAUUAGUAAAUACGUCUCAAUGCCUUCUUCAUUUACAUUUGUUAUUUUUUUUUUUUUUUAGUUAAAAGGUAGCAAUCACUUCUAUUGUAAUUACACAAUUGCGUAUAACAUUUUUAAAAAUCGCCUAUACCUUUCUAUUAAAUAUAUCUAAUAUCAUUACAAUCCAGUUGUAAUUGCAAACAUUGCAAAUAAGGAGAAACAGACACAUUGCUUAAUCCGUCCUCUUCUUUAGAAUGUUUCCUCUAUGUUGACUGACAGAUGUAAAGGUCAGAGCUUAUAACAAUGAUUGACAUGGAAUUAAAGGGACACUAUAGUCACCAAAAGAACUUUAGCUUAAUGAAGCAGUUUUGGUCAUGCUUAUGUAGUCUCAAUGAUCAAUUAUCUGUCAUGUAGGAGUUAAAUCACUUUGUUUAUGCAGCCCUGGUCACACCUCCCUCCAUGUGACUUACACAGUCUUCCUAACAGGGCCGGACUGGCCCACCGGGAUACCGGGAAAUUUCUCGGUGGGCCGCGGCACCUGGGGGGCUGCAUGUAGAGAGUGAGCCCUGCUCCCUAUAUUUUAAUAAUAUCGCGGCCCCCGGCCGCAUGUCGGUGAUUACUCACCUUGCGGCCAGCGGCCCCAUCUCCUGCGCUGACAGCUGGCAGUAUCAGUGAGUGUGCCGGGCGGCCGCCUAAGCAAUCCAGCGGCACACUCACUGAUACUGACAGCAGCAUAGCUGUCAGCACUGGAGGACUGAGGGAGGGGGCGGAGCUAACUACCAUGCUCCCUUGCGGUUCCCAUAAUUCCCAGCAUGGACAUAUCAUAAAGUAGGGAUUACUCUACAGGGAGUGCAGAAUUAUUAGGCAAGUUGUAUUUUUGAGGAUUAAUUUUAUUAUUGAACAACAACCAUGUUCUCAAUGAACCCAAAAAACUCAUUAAUAUCAAAGCUGAAUAUUUUUGGAAGUAGUUUUUAGUUUGUUUUUAGUUAUAGCUAUGUUAGGGGGAUAUCUGUGUGUGCAGGUGACUAUUACUGUGCAUAAUUAUUAGGCAACUUAACAAAAAACAAAUAUAUACCCAUUUCAAUUAUUUAUUAUUACCAGUGAAACCAAUAUAACAUCUCAACAUUCACAAAUAUACAUUUCUGACAUUCAAAAACAAAACAAAAACAAAUCAGUGACCAAUAUAGCCACCUUUCUUUGCAAGGACACUCAAAAGCCUGCCAUCCAUGGAUUCUGUCAGUGUUUUGAUCUGUUCACCAUCAACAUUGCGUGCAGCAGCAACCACAGCCUCCCAGACACUGUUCAGAGAGGUGUACUGUUUUCCCUCCUUGUAAAUCUCACAUUUGAUGAUGGACCACAGGUUCUCAAUGGGGUUCAGAUCAGGUGAACAAGGAGGCCAUGUCAUUAGAUUUUCUUCUUUUAUACCCUUUCUUGCCAGCCACGCUGUGGAGUACUUGGACGCGUGUGAUGGAGCAUUGUCCUGCAUGAAAAUCAUGUUUUUCUUGAAGGAUGCAGACUUCUUCCUGUACCACUGCUUGAAGAAGGUGUCUUCCAGGAACUGGCAGUAGGACUGGGAGUUGAGCUUGACUCCAUCCUCAACCCGAAAAGGCCCCACAAGCUCAUCUUUGAUGAUACCAGCCCAAACCAGUACUCCACCUCCACCUUGCUGGCGUCUGAGUCGGACUGGAGCUCUCUGCCCUUUACCAAUCCAGCCACGGGCCCAUCCAUCUGGCCCAUCAAGACUCACUCUCAUUUCAUCAGUCCAUUAAACCUUAGAAAAAUCAGUCUUGAGAUAUUUCUUGGCCCAGUCUUGACGUUUCAGCUUGUGUGUCCUGUUCAGUGGUGGUCGUCUUUCAGCCUUUCUUACCUUGGCCAUGUCUCUGAGUAUUGCACACCUUGUGCUUUUGGGCACUCCAGUGAUGUUGCAGCUCUGAAAUAUGGCCAAACUGGUGGCAAGUGGCAUCGUGGCAGCUGCACGCUUGACUUUUCUCAGUUCAUGGGCAGUUAUUUUGCGCCUUGGUUUUUCCACACGCUUCUUGCGACCCUGUUGACUAUUUUGAAUGAAACGCUUGAUUGUUCGAUGAUCACGCUUCAGAAGCUUUGCAAUUUUAAGAGUGCUGCAUCCCUCUGCAAGAUAUCUCACUAUUUUUGACUUUUCUGAGCCUGUCAAGUCCUUCUUUUGACCCAUUUUGCCAAAGGAAAGGAAGUUGCCUAAUAAUUAUGCACACCUGAUAUAGGGUGUUGAUGUCAUUAGACCACACCCCUUCUCAUUACAGAGAUGCACAUCACCUAAUAUGCUUAAUUGGUAGUAGGCUUUCGAGCCUAUACAGCUUGGAGUAAGACAACAUGCAUAAAGAGGAUGAUGUGGUCAAAAUACUCAUUUGCCUAAUAAUUCUGCACUCCCUGUAUGAUGUGUAGAUGCUGGGAAAUAUGGGAACCGCAAGGGAGCAUGGUAGUUAGCUCCGCCCCCUCCCUCAGUCCUACUGUGACAAGGUCAGCAGGCACACAGAAAAAUAGGGGUAAUAGAAACACGGGGGGGGGGACAAAUAGAGGGGUACUAGAAACACAGGGGAAAGGGGGGGACAAAUAGAGGGGUAAUAGAAACACCGAGGAAGGGGGGACACAGAGACUGAGGGGUAAUAGAAAGACACAGGGGAUGGGGGACAAAGAGACAGGUGGGGUAAUAGAGAGACACAGGGGAAGGGGGGACACAGACAGAUGAGGUAAUAGAGAGACACCAGGGAAGGGGGGGACAAAGAGACAGAGGGGUAAUAGAGACACAGGGGAAGGGGGACAAAGUGACAGAGGGCUAAGAGAGAGACACAGGGAGAAUAUGGGGAAAAGAGACACAGGGAGGAGAUGGGGAAGAGAGACACACAGAAGGUUUGUUGGGGGGAACAAAGAGACAUACAGAAGGGAAGGGGAACAAAUGACACAAGAUUUGUGGGAGGCAGCGCUUGGCUGAGGGAAAAGAGACAGAGAGUGGCUGGGAGAAGAGAAAGAGGCACACAGAGUCUGGAGUUAGAAAGAGACACACAGAGUCUGGAGUUAGAAAGAGACACAGAUGAGAUUUGGAAGGGGAGAAAGAGACAAAGGGGCUGGGGCUAAGACAUACACAAAAGGGGCUGGGGGAAAGAGAAAUACAGAGGCUGGAGAAGGGUAAAAAGAAACACACAGGGACUGGGAUGAAGUAAAAGAUACACAAGGGUCGCUGUAAGAGAAAAAAAGGAGACAAUUGGAGACAAGGUACACCAAACGAGGUAAACGUAAUAGACGUAAUUGAUGUGAUCCUGACAGUAAUACACACACACAUAUAUAUGCAUGUAUAUUGAUGUGUGUAUUAGUAACAUAUAUCAUUAUGCCAAUAAUAUUUACACAUAUAGUAAUAUACAUUUAUAUAUGCAUAAUACACACAUAAUUGUCAUUAAUAUAUAUAUAUAUGUAAUGAGCACGUAUUGGCCUAGUCCUGCUGCAUACGCCAGCACAAUAACAUAUUCAAAGUGAAGAGCGCACCCAUAGGACUUCAAAAUAAACAAAACAACUUCAUUGUUUUUCAGUUAUGCAACCGCAGAUAUUCAGCAUUUCAGUACCAUUACUAAAAUGUCCUUAAUAGGCCAAAGUAGUUGUACUGAAACAUUGAUUACAUGCAAAUGUACGUCUGCUUAAAUUAAAGGCACUCUUUUGUUUAUUUUGAAGCCCUAUAUGCGUUCUUUCGUUUUAGUAAUAGUUUUCAAUUUUAAGUUAUUUUUUCACCCUCUAUAUCAGCACACUAUGCUGGCGCGACGCAUUAUUGGGCUGGUAUAGAAUUUUUUUCCAGGGCUACUUUUAGUUCCCAGUCCGGCCUGCUUCCUAAACACUUCCUGUAAAUAGUCCUCUAAUGUUUACACUUCCUUUAUUGCAAAUUCUGCUUAACUGAGAAUUUCUUAUCUCCUGCUCUGUUAUUAGCUUGCUAGACCCUGCAGGAGUCUCCUAUAUAUAAUUAAAGUUCAAUUUACAGAGCAGGAUAUAAAAGCUGUAAGUGAGUAAGUUACACCUGACUUAAAAAUGACACCAUUUUAUUUUCAUGCAGGCUGUGUCAGUCACAGCCAGGAUUGCAUGAGCAGACUGCUUCAUUAAGCUUAAGUUAUUUUGGUGACUAUAAUGCCCCUUUAAGAUGGAGGCACUCAGUUGCAGGAUAAAGAGGUGUUGAUUUCUACAUUUAUACACAACUCACAAGUACGUAUUUGUAAAAUAUAGAGAGUUCCAAAUGUAAUAUUAAAUAUCACGGACAGUAAGUAUCUCUUUAAAUAACGCUUGAGCAUGCAUUAUGUUGAUUUCCAAUGCUAUCAUAUGCUGUUUCCCUCAUUUUUCCAAGGAUUUGCUUACAGAACCAUUAUAUGAUUGCCUCAUUCUGGUGAUAUCCUUUAUCCUCUGUUAGUUUUCAGUUUUAUGCAUAUAGUUAUAUGAAGUGACAUAUAGAAGUUAUUUUUAAACAAGCCCCUUAAUGUGACUUCUGUUUUAGAUCUCAACAUGGCAAAUUCAAUUUCAUCUUCAUAAUUUGGUUAGGCGCAGGAUCAAGGCAACGUUUCCCCUGGGGAUUGAGAAACAACACUAUGAGGAACCUUCAAUAAAAAAAGGCCCAAAGACAGACAGAAGGAAAGAUAGACAGACAGACAGACAGACAGAUAGAUAGAUAGAUAGAUAGAUAGAUAGAUAUGCAAUUCUGAAGAUUAAAAAACAUAUUUCAAAUUUAAUUCAAUCAAUUAAUGUGACAUUCUUUAAACCUUUUUCUUUAAAAUGUUGUGAUUGUACGUUAUGUGUACUGGUGAUGUUUUACUCUAACACCCAAAAAAAUUUAAUUUCUGGAAAAAAGUAUGUACGUUUCUAAUAAGACUUUUAUUAUUUUAUCUACAGUUGUAGGAUGAAAAUAAAUAUAAACUAAAAUAAUUACAAAACAAUAAUAGCUUGGAGCACUCCAAGUGCCCAGAAUUAAACACAGACAUAUAAUUUAUUGUAACUUUCAACAUAAUUGCUUUUGAGAAAUUGUAUAGUUAUUAAAUUUGAUUAUCUGGGCAUGCUUUUUUUUUAGUGCACGUAUCCUGCACGAUGUAAUUUAACUAUUGCCAAAGUUGAAAAUCAUUUUCUUAAACAGUUCAGUUGCGUCAUCACAUUUUUAUUUGUUCAUUUGUGAAGUUAAGAACUUGUUGUGGUUCAUUAACAUGUUAAGUGAUUAUUUUGCUGAUAUUACAGUUAUUAUUGCUGCUUUGCUCUGGUAACAUUUCAAAAUAUAGAAUGUCUGGAUUGAGACUGUCAGUCCCUCCAUUGUUAUGUCUUCAGGACAGACUUACAAUAUUUGUAGCUCUACAGCAGUUGGUGGAAGCAUUUUAUUGGCUCUCUACGGGCUGUGAACUGUAAUGCGCAGUGCAGGAGUCAGAGCCUAUUGGGCCUGGUGCUGAAGAAUAUGAUGGCCCUAAUUACAGAAUCUUAUAGUCGGGAAACACUAAAACUGCCAUACAUCCAGAGUGUCUUGUAUCUGGUGAACGCAAUGCUGGAGAGAUACUUGCGGGAUACAUUUUAAGUUUACACAUAUCCUAUAUACCCUAUGUCAGUCAUCUUUCAUGAUGCUUAAUGGCAGUAAGAGCAUUUUUGGAGAUGUAGUUUACAACAUCUGGAGUUCCGAAGGUUGCCUACACAUGCCCUAUGUCAAUGUUGACUUUUCAUCUCUCUAUCCUAGUCUACACCACAAGCCUCACAGCUUUAAUCUCCUUUCUCUCUCACUAGUCACAAGCUUUCAAUCCACUCUCCUCAGCACUCACUUGUUCCACUCAUCUCCUUCUCUUCUUUCUAGCAGGCAGACACCUAAUCCUGGUAUAUAUAGUGUAGGCAGAUAAAAAGGUGAACAUGCCUCACUAUCACACGAUGGGACAGAAGCAGCAUGAAGUCACCUUAACAUUAUCUAUUUUAUACUGGACAGUUCUCAUAAGUUUGUCCCUCUGCAUCCCUCCAAAGUUCCCAUAUUCAGUUCCCUCUGCAUAACAUUAUAGAGCUAGAGCAAAAAAAAAUAAUUCUCACAGAACACUUCAAAAGAACUUGUAGGAAAUGUGAGUUCUGUUCAACCCCGCCUAUUUUCCACAGAUAGUAAUCUAGAACAUAGAUAUAUUCGUUAUUUAGAUUAUAAUUUCUUUAUCAGGGCCGCAAUUUCUUCUGUAUGAUGGACAGUUUUCUUAAAGUUUAGCACAUUUAUCAGUUAAAAGUUAAAUUGAUUGGGAUGGGGCCUGAGUAUCACGACGCAUCUAGCUAGUGUUCCUACUCUUGAUAUCACUAUCGACGCAUUAUCCAACUCACAGCACUCUAAUCUAGCAUUGAAACAAACCUGCAUGCUGUCUAAUACACACUUGGUGCUCUGGUUUGGUACUUGAUCGUGCCUGCCAUCAGAUUUACAGUGGGGCCCAGUGAACGCGCUUGGCGGGAGAGGCGGCCGCUUUCCCUGGUCCACGUAGCAUCGGCCCCAGCGGAAUUCCUUUACAGUCCCGUUAUCCCGGUUUAUCCCAGCCCACACAGGACUGUUCUGCCUACAUCUAUUCCUUUUCUGACAGCUGCUCCUACCUGCUCCUGCUUAUGGGCAUAAAAGCAAAGAUGGCGGACGCAUCCAAUGCAGACAUUUACAGCUCCAUCUGGCAUGAUUGAGCCCUCCCUCAGUAAGCUGGAAGAAUUAUUUGAGUGGUUCUGGGCAGUUUUGAAGGCUCACACAGAAGCAACAUGACACUUACCUCUGGCAGGAGAUCAGAGUAAUGUGCAGCAAGUAGUGGGUAGGCCCCUUCCGGGUACAGCACUUGUUUAAGUGCCUGCAAUUCCUUUUGUUAGCCCACCAGGGCUGAAAGCCACACAGGGUUUGGCCCCGACACAGUGCCCACACCAGCGGAGGAUCAACAGCCAUUGGCGGCACACGACCAUCAGGGCCUUCAGCUUGGAGUCUGAGAGCCUCCAUGGCCUACACACCAGCUUGGGGCAGAGGGGAAGCCCCACUUCAAUUCUGUUUUGAAGCUGAUCUUGGCUAUUCUCCUGCAAAUCCCAGAUGCCUCUAAAUAUUGGGAAUCGGAUGACUGGAGACUCAUGCUGCAUAAAAGCAUACCGCUUAAGAUCUCAUUUCUCAUGCUUUUAGUGGACACCAUCUUACCCAGUGUUAUAUUUGCUUUUGACCUGUUGUCUGUUGCCUUUAUUUUUUCUCAUAAUGGUUGGAGCCCUCACUUGAAAAGGUGCUCAGUCCCAAUGGUUAUCCUAACAUGUGUACAAUCCAGGUCUGAAGCUACUCUUAUAACUUACAAUAAUAAUAUGUUUAGUCCUUACUACUUGUUAUGUUUCCUCAGUUGUGCACGUAGUAGACUACACACAUCUCUACCUAUUUCUAACCAGAUCUUCCUUUUGUAGCUUGAUACAGCUUUAGACAUGUUAACUUUGCCUGUUUCUCCUAAUACCAAAAUUGUGCAGUUUAGAGGAAAGCCAUGCAACUGUUUCUGCUAUAUACUCAGUUAUGUCUGUGUCAUUGCAGUUGAGGUGCUGUUGAUUGACUGUCAUUUUCAUAUACAGCAAAAAUAAAGAUUUGUUUUUUUAAAUUUAAAUUCCUUACCAUAUGCAUUACCCACCUGGAAAAGGCAUACAAAAUGCUAUUUCGGUGGUAUCUCACCCCUCAAUGUUUAGCCUCCAUGCAGAGAAUCCCCUCCAAGCUUUGCUGGAAACAAUGCAGUGAAGGUGGUACUUUCCUCCACUGCUGGUGGAUUUGCCCUAAAAUUCCACCCCUCUGGAAAAGUAACAGUGCACUGCUAUCCAUAAUUUUAAACAAACCAUUCCCCAUGGAACCCUGGGUCCGGCUCUUAUCAAAUCCCAUUGACCUUGUCACAAGAAGCAAAAAAAAAUUAGCCAUCAAUAUCUCUAUAGCCACUCAUAGAGUGAUAGCCAAAGUUUGGGCAACUUAUAAAUCCCCUUCCUUUUAAAAAAUUGGCAAGAAAAUUCAAGAUAGUAUCGCAAUGGAUAGAUUGACUGCCUAAGCCCAAGACACCCUAAGACCAUUUUGGGUAGAUGUUGCAAAUCCUAGCCCCAUUUUCUGCCUCUGUGUUACUGCUCUGUGUUCCUCCCAACGUUUGAAAAGGACAAAGAGGUGUAUGGAUGGGGGUGGGGUUAUUCUGAGAAAUUUUAGGUGAAUUUUUGGUAAAAUAUAAAUUAGAACAAAAAGAAUGUAUCUUAAUUACACAGGCUGAGUGAUUACUAAACACAUUUAUUGUAGUUUAAAGACACAUUCAUGUGAAUAUUAACGCUGUACAACUCUGUUAUAUAAUGAGACACACCAACAAUAGGGAGCUCCUAGAAAAGAGGGAUAUUAAACUAGAAAAAAGACACAGAGGGAUUUAGAUUCAAAAUAGGGACACUUGGGAGGUAUGGUUCACGCGCUUUCAUUGGCAUCCAUUAAAAGUUAUCUCUAUCCCUAAUUCAGAACAUCAGCACGAGAGGGGCACUGCCAGUUAUUUGGUGGUGCAGCAGGACAACUGUUGUAUACAGCUCUGAAAAAUAUUACUGUGAGUUUUGUUGCUGUGUAGUUCUACGUUACAUCCAUGAACAAUGCACAUUACUUUGAGUUUUAUUGCUUUGUAGCUCUGUGAUACACUCAUAUAGACUGUCCAUAAUUGUGGGUUUUAUUGCUUUGGAAUCAUGUGAGUUUUUAUGCUGUGGAGCUCUGUGAUACACUGAUACACAGAGCACAUUAUGUUGAGGUUUCAUGUUAUGGAGCUCUGUAAUACACUCAUACAAACUGUACAUCACUGUAAGUUUUUAUGCUGUGGAGCUCUGUGAUACACUGAUACACAGAGCACAUUAUGUUGAGGUUUCAUGCUAUGGAGCUCUGUGAUGCACUGAAACACAGUACAUUGUAAUGCAGGCACUCCUCACUUACCAACUGGGUUCUUUUCUUACGACUAUGUCGUAAAACGAAUUGGUCGGUAAGUGAGGAUGCACUACAGAGCAUGCGCACUAGUGCAGGUGUUAUUUCCCAGGACAUAAACAAGGGCAGCAGAGCUACGAAUUCCUCAAAUCUAUGUUCGGGGAACGUUCCCCGAACAUAGAUUAGAUGGGUUCCCUGCUCUGGUGCGUUUUUCUAUAUUUGGUGACAUUUCCCCGAACAUAGAUUAGAGGGAUUCUCUGCUCUGGUGCACUUGUCUAUGUUCGGGGAAAUUUACCCGAACGUAGACAUAUGCACCAGAGCAGGAAAUCCCUCUAAUUUAUGUUAGGGGAAAAUUCCCGAACAUAAACCAGCUCUCAAAAGUGGGGAAUCCCUUGAAUCCCCGCGCUAGAGAGCUGGUCGUAAGUUCAAGCCGUCCUAAAACAGGUAGGUCCUAAAGUGAGGACCACCUGUAUAUUACUGUGACACCUUCAUACAAACCAUGCAUUAGUGUGAGCCUUAUUAACAUGGAUCUCUGACAAUGAAAAUAGGUGAGAGGUAUUUUAAAGUAAAAUGAUAACUCCAUACUCCAAGGGACUGGCCACGUGUAGGGUACCCUUCUCUUUAAGCAAAUGCAUCAUAACUGGGCAGGAACAUUUCUCCUAUAAUCUUUACCCCAGUUAGUCUAGUGAAUUUCCUGGUCACAAUGUUAUCAGAUACCACAGCACUGUGUAUUUGGAUAUCAAUGUAAUUUUUUUUUAUAGAAUUAAUCUAAUCCUUUCCUUACAUGACUGCUAGCUACAUCAGAGAUUUAAAAAAAAGAAUAAUUAGAUGCAGUGUGUCUUUCUACUUACUGUACAAGGAUCAAUUUAUAUGCUACGUUCCAACACUGUGAGGCUGAACAAAAUAUUAAUAUAAUAAUAAUAACAAUAAACUGUGAAUAACAAUGCUGAUGUUAAUGAAAUAUAAAGGAUACACUUUCUCAGUAACAGCAUGCAUAGCACCGUCAUUUUUCUAUGACUUUUCAUAUAACAUACCGGUUUCACUUCCUACUGAUAUCUAUGUUACCUUCUGUAUAAUUGCAGGUUUAGCCUAUAUCAAGGUUUCUUUACUCUCUUUGAUAGGAUAGUAAAUGACAUUGUGACCUGUUCUUCAACUGCAAUAAUAUCUCAGUGACCCAAUACAUUAGUUAGAUUGCCUAUGCAAUGGUGACAGCAUGGAACAGGGAGCUAAAUAAUUUUGUAAUUUUUAGACGUGCCAUCAUAAAACAUAAAAGAGGUGUCUAAGAAAAUAUAAGAUACAUGUCAAGAGUUUUGUUUUAGGUUAUAAUAUGUAAUGCUUAUCAGUAAAAUGCAGACACCAGCAUAAAUACUUAUAUGUAAAGUCACUGAAACAGCAUAGAGUAGGCAUAUUAGACAUUACUCCGAUCAGCAAAAUAAAGUAAAACAGACAAAACAAAAGAGAACUAACAAGGGCAACGUAAGGAUGUCCUUCAGCAUUUUGUGCAAGGUUACCACCAGAGUCAGCCACCCCUGGCACUCCUGUUUGAGCGAGAGUAGGCAUGUAGAGGAGGGAGUAGUGAUUUAUUCAGAGGAAGCCAAAUUAAUGACUCAAAUUAAUUAUUCAAACAUGUUUUUCUGACCCCCUCCUCCCACGCUGUAAUCAAGGACAAGGUCUGGAAUUCCUCGUUUUGCUUCCUUUAAAAGGUGUCUCAAAAAAAGUUGUUUUUAGUAUCUCAAAAUUGGCAUUUUGAUAUGGUACAGCAUAAUAGCAGCAGAGAAAAUAGUAUGAUCCUUUUCAGAAAUCUCCCUUAUCCCCACUAGAACUGUGUCAGAAAGGAGUAUGUGGAUUCUAGGACCUUGGAAGCAAUGUGACAGCUAAUAUUUGAGCUAAUAUUGGACACCUUUUGUUUAAUUUCCUGGUCAGAGAUCCAGUCCAGAUCUGAUUCCUAUUUCCUAUUAAAGUAAGGUCUUCCCGUAGAGAUUUUAACUGUUCUAUUAAAUUGACCUCAAUUACCAAGAGUGGUCUUCCCUUAAUUACACAAUAUAACCUUACAAUAUACAAUAUAUACUUCAUCUUUGUCAACCAUUUCUUCAAGGUAUGACUUCUCAUAUCCAUUAUAUCCAUAUCCAUCUUAUCAGCUUUGGCUGGUUGUCUUUUAUUUACCGAGCUUCUCUUCACCUCUGUAAAUACCACGUGAAGAGCUCACCUCCUCCCACCCUCCAAUUAACUACAACUAUGGCUGGUGAAGGGGGAUGUGGGUUUGACAUCAGCAGCAUCUACAGAGGCCACAACCUGUGUAGUCUUGGUCAGUCGCCAUAAUAUCAUUGUAGCAUACCUCAUUACUUCUGAUCGCAUAAUGCUGAACAUACAACUUCUUAAUCAGGUCACGUGGAGUCCCAUAUACCUGGAGGCAAAGUGAUAAUCUCUCUGACUAUAUGCCUGGAGGCAAAGUGAUAAUCUCUCUGACCAUAUACCUGGAGGCACACAGCUAGCUUUUCUGUCCUUGCUCCCACAAUAUUGUAAUGUUUUAAGGUAGGAUUCCAAAAUGAAUGUCAAGAAUGCAUCAAAUUACUGCAAAGACUGUGAUAAUAGGGACUUAAUCAGGAUCUAUUUUUGAUGACCCUGUAAAAGUCUGGUUUGGAAAAAUUAUAUAAGGAGGAUAUUCAAUGUAAUGUGUGGGUCCCCAGAUUCCUUUUGUGUUUUGGUCACCCUGUGCCCAUUAUUGGUGCAGGGUAUGUUAAAUGUAUUGCUUUCCCUUUUUGUUUCCCCAGCAGGGCAUUGUCCCAGGGACACUGCCAGCACAGUUUAAACUUACUGUCCCAUCCCUCCUCAAUGUCCUAUAAGCCCUUGCUAUUGUCUGAUCCCACCCUUCCUUGGACUGUAGUGCUCUAUGUACCCUAUUGUAUGUAAAUGAGGCUGUUGGGGGUUUAAAUGUGUGAUCUAUGUCUAUUAAAGUUAGUUGUUGUUUUAACCUUCACGAACUGUCGUCUGGUGUUUGGUCCAGGAUGGAAAAGGCCCUCAGUGAUCCCAGUCAAGCCUCGGCGACUGGAUCUGAAGUGCUCCAGGGUCCCUGAUAGCGAGGAAGACCUUGGCGGAGGUACUCGGUUGGAGUAUGGAGCUACGUCCGUUCCCAUAACCCUGCCCCCACAGGAAGUAUGGCUAGGGCAGAGAUUGCACACUUCCUUCUAGCCAUACCAAUUCAUACAAGCAAUGGAUGCCCUGAUCAGCUGAUUGUAGUCUUUGAUUUUCUCAGCCAAUCACAACAAUUCCAUUGCUGCUCAGGUUAAUACUUCCUCAUUAGCCCAAGCAGCAUGGAGAAGAUGGCGGUGCGGACUCACGGUUAGCUUUAAAAAAUUUAAAAAGUUUCAUGCUGAAUGGAAGGAUGGUGAGAAGGAAUUACAGACACUAUAACCACUUCAAUGAGAUGAAGCAGUUAUAAAAAUAAAGAUGUAUUCUACCAGCAUGCACUGGGAAGUUGUGUCUUGCUGUGACCUGGGGCAGAAUUCUAUGACCAGACACAGGUUUAUCUCUGGUAAUUAAAUAGCAAUUCUUCAAGACGAUUGUUAUUUAUAUGUCAGAGAUCAAGCUACGUUUGGUAAUGGAAUCCAGCCUCUGGAUAUGAACGAGCUCAUUUCAUUUUGAAGAUGUGUGUUUAUUAGUAAUAGUAACACUAGCACUAGCACACAGUUAUAUAGUGUGCAUGAUGUACCUGUUAUUCUAAAGAUACGUUGUGUUUUCACAUCCUAAUCUAGCAUGUUAAGUGAUGUCACAUCAUGCAUUAAAAACACUGAAACAUGAUUUGGCUGACAAGGUGCAAUGUAAUGCGCCUAAUAACAACGUAGCAUGAAAUAUAAAUGUAUCGGCCUGUUUAAUUAGACGCUAUACGUCUGGGCAACAGCAUUGUAGCUGUUACUGUUUAUUCGUCUCUGUUCCAUUACUGGUAUACGAGAAAAGGGGACAGGGUAAUAGGAAGACAGAUAUAGUAUGGGUACUUGGGAGACAGAUAUAGGGUGGGUACUGGGUAGACAGAUACAGUGUGGGUACUAGGGAGACAGUAACAGUGUGGGUACUGGGGAGACAGAUACAGUGUGGGUACUGGGGAGACAGUUACAGUGUUGGUACUGGAGAGACAGAUAUAAGGUGGGUACUAGGUAGACAGAUACAGUGUGGGUACUGGGGAGAGGUACAGUGUGGGUACUGGGGAGACAGAUACAGUGUGGGUACUGGGGAGACAGAUAUAGGGUGGGUACUGGAGAGACAUACAGUGUGGGUACUGGGGAGACAGAUACAGUGUGGGUACUGGGGAGAUAGAUACAGUGUGAGUACUGGGGAGACAGGUACAGUGGGAGUACUGAGGAGACAGAUAAAGGGUGGGUACUGGGGAGACAGAUACAGUGUGGGUACUGGGGAGACAGAUAUAGGGUGGGUACUGGAGAGACAUACAGUGUGGGUACUAGGGAGACAGAUACAGUGUGAGUACUGGGGAGACAGGUACAGUGUCAGUACUGAGGAGACAGAUAAAGGGUGGGUACUGGGGAGACAGAUACAGUGUUGGUACUGAGAGACAGAUACAGUGUGAGUACUAGGGAAACAGAUAUAGGGUGGGUACUGGGGAGAGGUACAGUGUGGGUAUUGGGGAGACAUACAGUGUGGGUACUGGAGAGACAGAUACAGUGUGGGUACUGUGGAGACAUAUACAGUGUGAGUACUGAGGAGACAGAUAUAGGGUGGGUAUUGGGGAGACAGAUACAGUGUGGGUCCUGGAGAGACAGAUACAGUGUGGGUACUGGGGAGACAGAUACAGUGUGAGUACUGAGGAGACAGAUACAGUGUGAGUACUGAGGAGACAGAUAUAGGGUGGGUACUGGGGAGACAGAUACAGUGUGGGUACUGGAGAGACAGAUACAGUGUGAGUACUGGAGAGACAGAUACAGUGUGGGUACUGGGGAGACAGAUACAGUGUUGGUACUGAGAGACAGAUACAGUGUGAGUACUAGGGAAACAGAUAUAGGGUGGGUACUGGGGAGAGGUACAGUGUGGGUAUUGGGGAGACAUACAGUGUGGGUACUGGAGAGACAGAUACAGUGUGGGUACUGUGGAGACAUAUAAAGUGUGAGUACUGAGGAGACAGAUAUAGGGUGGGUAUUAGGGAGACAGAUACAGUGUGGGUCCUGGAGAGACAGAUACAGUGUGGGUACUGGGGAGACAGAUACAGUGUGAGUACUGAGGAGACAGAUACAGUGUGAGUACUGAGGAGACAGAUAUAGGGUGGGUACUGGGGAGACAGAUACAGGGUGGGUACUGGAGAGACAGAUACAGUGUGAGUACUGGAGAGACAGAUACAGUGUGGGUACUGGGGAGACAGAUACAGUGUGAGUACUGAGGAGACAGAUAUAGGGUGGGUACUGGGGAGACAGAUACAGUGUGGGUACUGACGAGAGAUACAGUGUGGGUACUGAGAGACAGAUACAGUGUGCGUACUGGGGAGACAGAUACAGUGUGAGUACUGAGGAGACAGAUAUAGGGUGGGUACUGGGGAGACAGAUACAGUGUGGGUACUGAAGAGAGAUACAGUGUGGGUACUGAGAGACAGAUACCGUGUGGGUACUAUUAUUGAGGGAGAAGCAUUACAGCUGCUGCAAUGUUUGUAUAUCACUUCAUUUAUAACAAGUUAUGUGCAGGGAGGCAGGAAUCCUCUACACACUUUGUAAAGAGCAGUUAUGGUGAUUGGAGUGUCCCUUUAAUUAACAGGUACAGGAAAUGUUAUUUUGCCUUCAUUGUUGGCAAUAUUUGUCAUAUGUUAAUUAAUUAAUAAAGCUAAAAUUGUAAUCUUUCUUUAAAAUUUUUUAGUUCAAUAGUUUGACCAUUGUUCUCAUCCUUUUUCUACCACCUUCUACAUACUGUCCCAUGCAUGGCUAUUCAUUCAUACAUUCCCGUUAGUAUACUUGUUAUUUCACCAGUUAUGGGAGUGAAAAGCUGAUCAUUGAUUUGAUAGUACCGUUUCAUUCCCUCCGUCACAGUAGCAAUUACGCUGUAUGUCUUAUUCAUGUCCUGUGUGUUAGGGGAAAUAUUGCAUCUCACCAUUCUGGAGACCUCCAUAUGCCACAAUCCUUUAAUCUCACAGUUUAUAAUGUCUCCAUAAACCAUCAUUGCCAUUACUCUGCAAGUUGCACUGCUGCAGAGGAAUUUUAUUUGGAACAUUUAUUCACCUAAGUAAUGACUUACUCUAAGGGCUCGUAAUAUUUACACUGGCCCUUUGGACAAUCUCCAAACUAUAAAUGAUGUCUUUGAACCUGUUUGUUGGCAAGAUCAAUUAUUGGCAACUGUAAAAGUUCUACACUGCACAUUCUAUAUGUAGAAAUAGUCUGAAGUUUAUUGUAAGUGAACUUACAAAAAGAUAAGUGUUGCCAAGUUGUUGGCUAAUUUGUUUAGAAACACCUGUUGCUUCCAAACUGUGAUUGAAAAUGAGGUUUCCGUCUGCUUAGAUGGCAUUGAGAAUGGGCAACACACCAGAGGAGAAUGCAGAUUAAUUGCCGGGCACUGUAUGUUCGUUUGAUCUGACGUCUCAUGUCAAAGACCAUUAAACAUCGCAGCCACUGAUAAAAGCAGUAAUGCAUUAAGACACAGAAAACACACGCAGACACAGUAUGCGUAGGAGUUGCACAACAAACACAAAAAAUUCUCGAUGGGUAAUGUCUACAGAAGAAACACUGAUUUAACCUGACAGGUAUUUGAUUCAGUACAAUACACACAGUACAAAAAGCCUCUAGAAGUUUAAUGGGACAGUAAAUAUUAUCAUACAAAACAUGAUAUGGAGAAAAAAGGGAUCUCCCCAUUACGCCUCAUUGGAUUAGCAACUCAACACGAAUUUGUGUUUAGAAUUCAUAUCUGCAGAAUGUCAUUAUAGACAUGUACCGGAUAGAGUCUGUUUCCAUUGCUUUAGGGUCUGUUUGCUUUAAAUUGACUCUCUUUUUUUUUCUCUUUUACUAUAUUUGAACGGGUGAAACCAUGUCUUGGGAGACCCACUUUAGUAGGAAACACCACUUAUCUUAGAUUACAGAAUAUGAGUGCCUUUUUUUGGAUGCCCUGUGCUUGCAUAUGAUGUUAGGGUUUGUGAACUCACAUUAGCUCUUUAUCAUUUGUGCAGUUUUUCGUCAGUAACGAUGCACUUCUGGUAAAAUAAAUUACUUAAAGAUUGUUGCUCCCAUUUAAUAAGGUUAAAUCGGGAGAUAAAGCAAUAUUUACUUUUAUUUACGCUUUAAAAAAAUUAAACUCACAGAGGCUAGAAUAAUUUGAUCUUUUAUUCUAAGCAAUAAUGAAAAAUUAUUAGUUUCACUUUAAUUUGAUUUUUGUCAGAUGUGGUGAAACUCCCCCUCUCCAGUUCAGUGAGUCAUUCUUUAUUAUAAUCUGUACUUCACAAUAAAAGCUGGGAUAUCUCAUGUAGCCUGAUUUUGCCAUACACUGCUGUAGAGUAUUACUUAGUGGUCCAAAUGUCUACCUGACAUGAUAGGAUCCCAAGUGGAGAAGCCUGUGUUUGUUAGCUGUAUUGCUAAGGAGUGACUUUAUUGAUGUUAUCAUAUAUAUAUAUAUAUAUAUAUAUAUAUAUAUAUAUAUAUAUAUAUAUAUCUUUCCUUUUAAAACUAAUAAAAUAACCAUUGUUUAAUCCAGUCGUGUCACUUGAAACAAGAAAUUAUAGUUACAUAAAAAUAUAUUGAAACACUUUGAUGAUUUAAACAAUGACAUAAUGUACAAAUAUGUAUAAAAUACAUUUAUAGAGAACAUUAUAAUCUGUGCCGUUUUCUGGCCUGCUCGUCUGCUACUACAAGGUGUAAUUCCUUGCGCUGUCCAAUAUCCAAUCCCUGGAUAGAUUUAUAAAGAAACCUGCAGUAACAUCUGGAGCAAGCAUUUCUCAAAUAGAACAAUUGCUAUACGGUCUUACACACAUAGACAUGCACAAGGGGUGUAACUUGUAUGUCCAGGACAAAUUGUACUCCUUGUCUCAGAUUAUGUCCCUCUCAGGUGUUAAAUGUACUUUUGGACAAACUCAGUGGGCGAUAAAGUUAAAGAAAUGUGACAAAUCUGUGUAUGCACCUAGUUAGCUCUAGAGUAAAAAUUAUGGAUUGCGUUCCUUAAUUUUGAAGUUGGUAUUUUAAAGCAAAUUUUACAUGACAGUUUGACAACAAAUUAUUAAUAAUAGUAAUAAUAAAAAAUAUAUGAUUUAAUCGUGGUAUCUAUUUUAAAAUGUUAUAUAUUUUACAGUCCAAUAAAACAAAUAUUGAAAAUCACAUGAAAUAUGUUGUGCACAUUGUGCAUUACAUUGGCUUAUAGAUGGAUAUUCCACAUGUAGUGCAUUGCAUACCCCAACAUAUCAAUAUGCACUAUAUAGAAAAAUAUAUAUAUAUUUUUAAUUAGUAAUCUAUAUUAAUAAAAAUUGCAUGUAUUUUAAUAUUAUUUUGUACUUUUAAUAUAACAUUGUACCCUAUUGUAACAAUGCAAUGUUUGUGGACCCAGGACAUAAUUGAAAACAAGUGAAAUCAUAAUGUAUUCUUCCUGGUAAAAUAUUUUAUAAAUAAAGGAAUGUCACAACUUGACUUUUUGUAGGAGAUAGUUCAAUAAUCGAGGUACCAUCUUAAACAACUCAGUCACAAAUAAAUGCCUUAGAGCAGGCAUGGGCAACCUUCGGCACUCCAGAUGUUUUGGACUACACCCCCCAUGAUGCUUUGCCAGCAUUAUGGGUGUAAGAGCAUUAUGGGGGAUGUAGUCCACAACAUCUGAAGUGCCAAAGGUUGCCUAUCGCUGCCUUAGAGGCAUGCAUUAAACGCAGCAACACGCAGAUAACUUGGUCUCAGCUGUGGUUGGCUGGCUUAUAUUGUCCACAUUGUAUGUGGUCUAACUAGAAUAACAUUGUAUAGUUUGAACCCUGACUUUGGAACAUGUGGUUUUUUAUAUCAUCAUUUGAAUACGGGAAGAAAGUAAUUAAUCUGAUAUGGAUGAUUUAGAAAUUAAAUAUUAGUCAUAAACCGCAGGAGCCAAUAAGUACAGCCUGUACAAGAUGAAUGGAGAAAAAGGUAGCACAUUUUCCAAACUUUUAAUGAAUAACAGAGAGUUCUAACAAAAAAAUAGAAAAAAAAUUACUUUCAGUAUAUUUUCUUAUACUCUUUUUGUGUGUGUUUGCAUGUUUGCAGAACUGGAUGAACUGGAUUCAGAAAAUUAUUCACCUUAGAUUCACUGACUUCAGACAAAGGAUAUCCGCGAAGUGCAAAUGGGCCUCCGUCACAACUCUACAUAACUAAACGGAAGGAUGGAACGGAAACCAGCCUGCAAUGAGAGCCCAUCCUUGGGCUCUGAAAAGGAGCCCUUGACUUGUAGGACCCGUUCAGAAUGCAAAAAGGACGGACAGUUGCUGAGGAACUGCAAGCCUUCGUUACGUCUAUCUGAAGAGCUAAAUAAAGUUCAUCCUAGUCCGGGGGAAAGAGCCGAGCUUGGGCCAUUGCCCAACAAAUACUUAGCAGUUCAGAGUCCCGAAGCCCCCUGCAAUGGUACCCGAAAUGGUGUGGAUGAAAGUUCAACCCAAACACUCACUGUCAUCCCAUCAUGCAGAGCCGAGGUGCAGCAUUUGCAAGCAGAGGUAUGGGAGAGAGAAACUUGGAGUAAAAAAAUAGACUUCCUUCUUUCGGUUAUUGGCUAUGCAGUGGACCUGGGAAACGUUUGGAGGUUUCCUUACAUCUGUUACCAAAAUGGAGGAGGUCAGUACACGUAACCCUUUGUGUUUUCUUUUUAUAACCAUAUCUCUGCAGAUUGCAGUGAACUAUGCUUCCAAGAGCAUUUUGUUCUAGAUAAUUGAGAAGAGAUUUGCUGAUUUGUCUAUUCUUUGUAGAAUGGGAAUUUGCUCUUCCACAGCCCGGUGCUAAACAUGUUUAAUGGGUUGCAGGGUGGGCCAGUAAAAACCUGGCUUAGCACACUGUGAGUUGUAGCAACUGAUGUGCCAGAUGUUGUAUGGCAGCAGGUAAGUAAUUCAAGUUUUAAGAGCACAGUGAAUCUACACCUCUGACUUUCUACAAUGUUUCCCUGGCUUAUACUAUAGUGAUCUAGUUUUGUACUAUUGUACAAGCAUGAGCGUAACACAAUUGCUGCUAACAAAAAAGCUUGAUGUACGGACAUUUUUACAACAUAUGGCUCCGAGGUUGACAUACCAAAAUGCUCCCCCUAUAUCCACAUGUGUCCCUCUCACCAUAUCAUCUGUAAGUGCGUAAUCAUUAUACAUAAACAUAGCUACAGUCAAACUAGUAACAGUGUUGGUGUCAGUGUCUAUCUCUAUCCUCGUAAAUGUAUCUCCCUAUACCUUGUGGAUUCUUUCCUAUCUCUUGCAAAUGCCAUUCCCUAGUACAUAGAGUGUUGCACCCUGAAAAUUGAAUUAGUAUAAAACAACAUCAGUAUUCAACAGAUACAUGGGGUGGAUGGGUGCAGAUAAAAAGUUGGAAAAGUAAGGGGGAUGAAAUGUUGACAUUACAGGAUGGAAGGUAACCUGUCCAGCUUUGGGUGGAAAUCAUAACUGUCCCCAUUGCUCCCAGCCUGUCAUCGCUGUUCAGUGUUAAAUAGGUCAUUACAGAAGUUCACUUGCUCAGCAACAGGCAAGGAGCAACGUUCUUAAUAGAUAGUUUGAAACAAGGGAUUACCAAAGAUCCCCUCUAAGUGCUGGCCUUUAGUACUGCAGUCUGCUAAUUUGUUUUAGUAGCCUAACCUAAAUAAGUCUAACCUAAUUCAUUUUAGCAUGCAUACAACUAAUGGAAAAAUACACCACAAAGUGAAAGAAUUAAAAUACAUUGUGAAUAAAAAAAAAAAAUAUGCAUGAUAAAAACAUUUUUUUUUAAAACAUGAUUUUACUAUUUAAUACAUCAUUUUAAAAAUCAUCUGGCAAUUAUAUUCUAUGGUUGUUAUUUCAAGAUUAAAGGGGUACUGUAGUGCCAGCGAUACAAAGCUGUAUUCCAGUUACUAAAGCUUACCCUGCUUCCCCGCUCCCUAACACCCCCACCCUCCCAGUCAGAGAAUAAAGGGUUAAAAAGCGUCUUUACCUAGCUGAUCCCAGCGCCGAUGUCCCUGGGCACUGGGUCGCGGCUCCCCCUCCAACGUCCCUUGAUGAGCGGUCACUAAUGCACAUGCACGGCCAGUGCCACACGCGCAGUAGGCCUUCCCAUAGGAAUGCUUUUCUAUGGGGAAAUAGCUGACGCCCGAUGUCAUGAGGAUGUCACGUGUCAGAUACCGGACCAAAGGUCCAUUUGGAUCCAGUAUCGCCUCCACUGGAGGCAGACUUAGUUUCUCUGGAACUGCACUGUUCAACAUUGCAGCACUAAGUGCAAUAGGGACAAUGCACCCAGACCACUUCAAUGAGCUGAAGUGGUAUGGGUGCCUAUAGUGUCCCUUUAAUUUUAAUUUAUUUUCUAGUACAAAAAAAGUGGGGUUUAUUCACUAAACAGUAAACAAAAUAAAAAUUACAAAUGUAGGCUAAAAUAACCAAACUGUGAUUAUAGCUGUAAAUAUUUUUUCAUUCAUAGUUUAUUGAGCAUAUAUUAAAUGUUUCUCACUUGAACGACAUAUAUAUCAUUUACUUACGUCAGUCAUAAUCAAUAUGCACAAUAAAUACUAUACAUGGAAAAGACUUAGCUAGACUAAUAGACCUAAAAAAGACAGAAAAUCUAAGCAGAAAGGAGGAAAGAGAAAAAACUGAGGGCAAAUGGGGUAGAGGGAGAGGUGACAGGUUAAGUUAGAGAUUUUUUUUCCAAAUUAAAUAUUUUGGCUAAAUUUUGCAGUUCAAUUUUUUAUUCACUGCAAUUCAGUGUUCGGAUAAUAAGCCCCAUUGUUAGUCAUUUGCAUUAUUACAACCAGCUGAGACUUGUAUUUAUACUAUUUAUAUCAACGUGCCUACCUAUGUCUGUGUAUUAUUAAUAAUUGACAGAAUUUGUAUUGUUUUCUGGAAGCCAUAAUGUGAUUAAACACAGUUAUGGUAUUUAAACAUCAUAUAAAAAUACUAUGAUAUCAUAGUUUUUUCAGACUUAAAGGGACACUCCACAGAGUCCACACACCGGCUAAAGCAUUUAGCUUGCUGAUUUGAUUUAGGUGUGAAGAGAGUGUCCUCUUUUUUUCAUUUUAUAAACAGUGUAGAUUUCAUAGAAAUUUGAACUUUUAUAAAUUAACCUUGUUAAAUCCCCCUGGUCUUCAAGCAGACAACCAUGUCUGUUACUUCCUGGUUGUUUAGCUCAGGUUAGGGUCGGGCUGGACCAGGGAAAGGGGGCAAUUGCCCCCAAGCAGUCCUAAAUUGGAGCCAUACCAGUAGCAUUACCGGUAUAUUUUGUGGCUGGCAGCCAGUCAGCCACCUCUGUGGGGAGGGCGAGGGAGUGCAGUGCCUGUGCACUGUAUUUGUGCACUUCAUGUCUGUCUGCCUCUUAUGCUCCCCAUGUGUCUCAGGACGUCAGAGGUUGAGUUAUGUGACCCGCAACCUCUGACUCUACCAAACAUGCGUAGAGUGCGAGAGGCAGCCUCAACUAGACAUAAGGGAGGUCCUGAGGAUGCCAUCUGGUUCCUGGGUUAAGUGCAGAAGAUGCCAUCUGAAUCCUGGGGUAAUUGCAGGGAAUACCAGGCAUCUUGGUGCAGUGCAAGUGCUGGGCAUGCAAUCAGGGUGCCUGUGCAAGUUGCUGGGGCAGAGAGAUGACACAGGCACAGAGAGGGUGGGGGCAGAGAUAUGGUACAGAGAGGGUGCUGACUGAAAAAUGGCACUGGAAGAUUGUUUGGGGACACAGAUAGCACUGGCAAACUUUUUUGAUGCACAUAUGGCUCAUUGACAUGAUAUACAGGGUUUAUGUAUUUAAUGCAUUUUUCCCUUACUAGAAAAUCCUUCAGAACUCCUUUUAAUAAAUGCUUGCCUUGUUGGGGAGAUCUCCCUUAUUGAUUAGUGAUGUCCAAGUACCAAGUGUGCAGGGCAAUUGCUCCCGGGCUGCUUUCUAACCACUUUUCACAUCUAAAUGCCCAAGUGCAUAGCACUUUAAUUCUUUCUAUUCAAUUUUCACGUAUGUUUACCAACACAUCUAUUUAGUUUGUGUACUUUUGUCUAUCGGUGGUGGGUUGGUAAAAUUACGCUUCAGGCCACAAGUAGCCAGGCUUUUCCUGGCUCUGGUGAAAACAUUAUAUUUUGUGCUGCUUAGUCUUAUAAAGUGAGCACCUAUUCAACCUCUUAUACAGUGGAUAUUAUGUUCUAAAGAAUUCUCUGAAAUUCUCACGAGUAGCUCUGUUAACAGAAGUGUUUUUUUUAUAUACUUCCUUAUAAUGAGUCAAAAUUUGUUUGGGAAAUUUAUCUUUUUAUUCCUAAUUGAUCAUUCAUUUGAUUUGGUUUAUAGUAAUAUUACAGGAUCUACUUCAAUUGUGCUAAUACGAUGAAUACAUUUGAGCAAUAAUUAAAUGUUUUUUUGUCAAUAAAGUAAAAAUAUCCAGUCAUAUAUUCACCUAUACAAGGUUUCUCCAUAAACUGAAUUAUGAAAAGGUAUUUUUGUACUAUGUAUGACAGGGUCUCACAUUCUAUUGUUACUAUUACAGAUCCAUAUCUGUGUAUCUCUAUAUAUAUGUGAAUUGAUUUUGUGUGUAGACAUCUUUAGUUAUAUAUAUACAAAGCUAUGUUCUGAUAUCAUUUGCUCAGUUGAGUUUAUGUAUCAUUCUCAGACAUUUAGAGCACAGUAUGUUAAACUACAUGGCAGAGAAUCACAUGGGCCAUACCAUUAACUAGAUGAACUACACCUUUUCUGAAGUCUGUCUUUAUCUGUCUAUUACCAUAGUUAACACAAUAUACUAAUACGUUACAUAGUGAAACACGACACCGAACUAAGAGUUAGGGUGUCUGGAUUUAACAUUUAUUUUAAGCUAGACCAAUCAAUUUUCUUAAAAAUUCAAUCGUAGGGACACAUACCCCAACAUGUCAAUACACACUAUACAGAGCACAAUAAAAAAUUUUUUAGCAAUGCAUAAUUGCAUCUAGCUUGUGUGGAUGUCUGCAGUGUACCAUAAAGUUUUUUUUUUUUUAGUUAUCUCUGUCCUCAGGAGUCUAACAUUAACCAUUGGUAAAAUGGAAUGGUAAUUCCUUCUUGUGCUUAACCACCUUGUUAUUUUCAGGAGCCUUUCUUAUCCCAUAUGUGAUCAUGGCAGUCUUUGGUGGGAUUCCUCUAUUUUAUAUGGAACUGGCUUUGGGUCAGUACCACAGGAGUGGCUGUAUAUCUAUAUGGAGGAAAAUCUGCCCCUUAUUUAAAGGUAAGAAAGAUGAACACUGUCAACUGGGGAAACCGAAACAGCCCAAAUGUUUCAAUUAUUGUAACUCUAAUCUCGUGUCUUAAAAUAUGAGGAUAAUUGUCUAUACAAAUAUAAAAAUAGCCCAUACCCUCUAAUGUGAUGUUAUGGGGUGUUUUGAGAGAUUUCCAAACCUUGCCAUAUGCACCCUUACAUUACAAAUUUUAGGAAUGUCCCUGCUUCUGUCCCUAUAUUAAUGAAACUUGGUUUGGGGACCUCUGUGGUAGUGUGAUCUUAUAAUUAAUAUCUACUUUCUCCAGGAAUCGGCUAUGCUAUCUGCAUAAUAGCCUUCUAUGUAGCAUCUUACUACAACACCAUCAUAGCCUGGGCACUCUACUACCUCAUGUUCUCCUUCCGGGGUGAACUACCCUGGACAAGCUGCCAUAACGAAUGGAACACUGAAAACUGCACAAAUUACUUUCACAACAGCAGCGUCACGUGGUUCAACAACUCCAUCUCCCCAGCAGAGGAGUUUUACACGUAAGUGCAUGUAAGUGUGGUGAGGAAUAAUGGGCCCUUAAGGGAGAUGGGACAGGAGAAGAAUUGAAUUUGACAUUGAGAAAGGAAAAAUAUAUAAGACAACCAAAUAUAAUUACAGUUGACGUGGUAAAUAUUGGCAACGGAGAUGUAUACACUUUGUAUUCAUAGUAAAAUGAUAAUGACAACAGUUACUUCUUAAAAUCAAAAAAAGUCUCAAAAAUGUUUCUUGAUGGAGAUCCAGUAUUUGUGCAGUCUUGCCUUGUGCCAACAUUUUAUAAUUUCCAGUAUAAGUUCAUUUUACAUCCAUUUUAUAAAAGUAAAAAUGUUCCCCUUCAAAACCUUCUCUGCUAAUUGUUUACAAUGGGUUGAAUUCUUACCUGCAUGGAUAAGUAGCAUAUCUUAGCGUUUUUGAUAACCCAGUAUUGUAUUCCACAUUUUGGAUUUGAGCAGUUGUUAUUGAACAAGUUGUUGAGGUUGUUUGACACUGCUUCAUCCACCAUGCUCAUGUGAGGUCAUUUAGAGGACCAGGGCGCAUUAGGUGUGAUGCUGAGAACAGAUUUUUAAAAUGUUUAAAGUUGGAAAAGUAAAAAAAAAAAAAACCAACAAUCAGCUCAAUGAAUAAUUGACAACAGAACCCAGUACAAAUCACGAGGGUUGGGUCUCGGAACAAAAUGAUGAUUGCGUAUAGACUCUGACAUAAAUUCCAUACCAGUACAUUUAAAUCUGUGAUCUAAAUCCUCUUUACUAAAUCUUUUUCUCCAUUAAGUACAAAAUGAAGACUCUGAAUAACACCAUGUUUUACAAAUGAUUUCCUUCAAAGUCCAUCAUGGUUACUCUACGAUGUCAAAAGUAAUUUCAGAAAGUAUUGGUCCUAAGCCUUAUUACCUCAUCUAAUUAUUCCAUUGUUUUAGCAGAAACCUAAAGCCUAAGUUUCACGUCUUGUAAGGUAGAUUAGCUCAGAGGGUUAUAGUGAAGGCUAUUUCUCCUGUUUUUCAGCCGGCUAGUGCUGCAGAUUCAUAAGUCAAAAGGUCUACAGGAACUUGGUGGAAUCAGCUGGCAAUUGACUCUUUGCCUGCUUUUCAUCUUCACUGUUGUUUAUUUCAGCAUAUGGAAAGGAGUUAAGACAUCUGGAAAGGUCAGUGAAAAAAAAAGACAAGGUAUUAAAUAUAUUUCAUAGAGCAGGGUUUCCUCACUCGGGACUUAAAGCAUAUCUACUGUCCAGAAUUUAGGAAUUUCCCAAAUCUAUUCCAAUGGAGAUAAUGACAAACCUGGAGAGCCUGGAGAACUGUUGUUCCUUGAAGAAUAGGUUGGGUACCACACAAGCACAGCACACAUGUUGACAGAAACAAGGAAAGAGAGUGGAAAAUAGGGUGGAAGACAAAAGAGAGAUUAAUUGAGAACAAAAUAUGUGCAGAAGAUUUACAAUUCACUUGAGCUCCUUGCCCAUUUGACUCUUCGGCAUAACCUUGUGGAGCAUCGCCAACAAUUGCUUAGCUUUUAUUUUAAAUGUAAUUUUCUAAAUCCUAUUUUGAUACAUCUAAUUAAUGUUGCUUAGAACAUAUGCUUUAGAGGCCAACAUAAACCAACAAAUCUAGGACAAGGAACUACCAAUGAGCACCAUUCAGCAGAUUGAGAUGAGCACCAAAUGUAUCUCCAAGUUAUUUCCCAUGCCCUCCAACUUACUGUGGUCAUGUUCCUUCAAUACCAGCGCUCCUAUAGAAAAACCUAUCUUGUCAUGUUAUCUGUGAAUAAAACAAAACAGCGUAGAAUAUAUUGUAUGUUCCUUAAAAUGAAUCAAUAUAUCUAUCCAUUAUGAUGCAAAAUGUUCACACACCACCUCUUUUGAGGUUUCACUAUCUAACAUUUUCCCUGUGCCAGGUGGUGUGGGUUACGGCUACUUUUCCUUACAUUGUACUCACCCUUCUCUUAAUUCGAGGGGCCACACUCCCCGGUGCCUGGAGGGGGGUAAUUUUCUACCUGCAACCAAAAUGGGACAAGCUUCUAACCACUCAGGUAAGAAAACAAAACAAAAUUAACUAUGUUGAUUUUAGAAAAUUUCUUUUGUUUAAAAUUAAAUAACAAAUAUAAUUUAUGGAAAAAUGUGAAUGUAGAUCUAUAUAUAUAGAAACAAACGUGUAUUUGAAUUCUGUUUUUAAAGGUUUAGAAAUAUAAACUCCCCCCCAUCCUCCAGUAAAAAAUAAAGAAAAACCCAACAAUUGUCUAUUCCUAACAAAUAAUGAACUUUUUAUUUUUUCAAUAAAUCAAUUUUUUUUAAAUAAACAAAACUUCCCCAGUGAUAUUAACUUGUUUGUACUGUUCCUAGCCAUUUAUUUUAAUUCUGUUCGUAUGUUUGUCUCUAUACAUUAUAAAAGAUGCUCGAUUCGAAAGUAGAUCAGAAUAUAUAUAUGGCAGGGCUUCUAGGUAUUACAUAGCAUGAGCUAUAGGUACAGCUGCUGUAUGUCACACAGAGUGCACAAAAAUGUCACUCCUAUUAAUGUGAUCAGUGAAAGGAGGAACGCUGCCUAAGGAACAUUUUUUAUGCACAUCUCUUUUUCUUUUAAAUGCAGCACUAAAUUCACAAUAUUUUUUAUCAUACAAUAUGCGUACAAUAAAUACUUAAAAAAAAAAGACGCUAUAUGUCUUCAAAGGGAAUGGUCACUUCUGUGGACCAUUGAGAGUCGCCUAUAACGUGUCUUGACCAUUUUUAAUAGGUUGCUUUGUUUUAUUACAUGUUAAAUAUUUAGCAACUGAGAUUACAAUCCAGUUUAAUCCUGGCACAGCCAGGGAGGAGGAAAAACAUAAAGACAGCGCUUAUAACAGUGAAUGACAGGAAACCAAGAUGGAGACACUCAGUUCCAGGAUACAGCAGUUAAAUACAGCAGUGUGGAUUAUACAUUUAAUUUUAGACACUUAUUAGUAACAUAUAAGGGAUACAGUAACAUAAUAGUAAAACUCUUGGUAAGUAUUACCUCUCCAUUCCUGAUGUUGUGCCGUGCUAUGCACAUUAAAUUCUCUGGACCUUCUGACUGGGUUGUCAGGCAGGUCCCCCAGUAAAUGAAUCAUAAAAUAACAUAAUUAUACAUGAAUAAUACAUAAGUACACUUAGAAUGAAAUAUAUAUGUAUAUAUAAUUUAAUUCUAAGUGUAUUUAUAUUUUAUUUAUAUAUAAUUAUAUUAUUUUAUGAAUUAUAAAUUGGGGGAUGUGAAAAUCCAGGCAAAUAGUCCAGACAAUUACAUUUGCAAGCCCUAUAUUUGACCCUGUAACUUAUGAAAUCCCCAUAAAACGUGUACAUAGGGAGUACUGUUGUACUAGUGAACACAAAUAUGAGUGUUUUAGAGCAGUAAAACAUAUAACGAUAAGGAUAUAUUUUGUAAAAUGGCAGUUUGUGUGUGAAAAAUGCAAAAAAAAAAUAAUAUGAACACUAACUUUGGCCAGCAUUUGUGACUUAGUGGUUUCCAAAAAAAGACUGGUCAUACCCCAUUUUGAAUACCCUAUAUCAAGCAUGUCAAACUUGCGGCCCAAAAUGAAUAACUUCGCGGCCCACCUGCCCUGGGACUGCUUUGUGCUGCGACUGAUUCUUGUUGUCCCUCCCAUGGCCGAUCGUGUGUUCCCACGGCCGCAAGAGCACAGAGUGGCUGACUGUCUGCAGAGCAGGCCAGGCACUCCCCCUUCCUGCUCGCAGUGCCAGAGGAGCGCCUGGCCUGCUUGAGCAGAGAAGAGCAGAGCUGGAACUGGAGGACGGGCGGAUCAUCUUCAGGUAGGGGAAGAGGCUUGGGGGACCUUCCUGUGUAGUGUGUUACAUUUUGGAGGAAGGGCAGUGUAUUAAAUUUGGGGUGAGAAGGGGGCAGUGUUUUAAAUUGGGGGAGGGAGGGGAAAGUUAAUUUAUUUGGGGGAGGGAAGGUGCAGUGUAUUAAUUUGGGGUAGGGAGAGGGCCAGUGUAUUAAACUAGGAAGGGGGUGGGGGAGCAGUGUAUUUAUUUGAUGAAGGAAGGGGGCAGUGUAUUAAAUUGGGGGAGGGAAUGGGCAGUGUGUUAAAUUGGGGAAGGGAGUGGGCAGUGUGUUAAAUUGGGGGGAGGGCAGUGUAUUAAUUUGGGGGAUGAAGAGGGGCAGUGAAUUAAUUUGGGGAGGGAGGGGAGCAGUGUAUUAGAGUGAUGAAAGAGGGGGCAGUGUAUUAGAGUAGUGGGAGGGGGCAGUGUGUUAAAUUGGGGGGGAGGACAGAGUAUUAAAUUGGGGGGAAGGAGGGAAGUGUAUUAAGUUAGAGUGGAGGGAGGGGAUGCAGUGUAUUAGAUUAAGGGGCAGUGUAUUAGAUUGGGUGGAGGGGGCAGUGUAUUGGAUUUGUGGGCAGUGUAUUAGAAUGGAAAAGGGGCAGUGUUAGAUUGGGUCUGCAUAGAGGCGCUGAAUGCUACCCAUGGAGAUGCUGACUGGCCGCGCAGCUUUUUGCCUCACAUGCACAAUAGCCCAUGGGAAAGCAUUGGAUUGGCUGAGAUCAUCAAGUUUGAGCUCAGCCACAGUACAGAAUACACUCAUAGGACUUUAAAGUCAACAAGAUAAUAACUUUUUUUUUAAUUUUUUUACAGCUGUGCAACAGCAUAUAUUCACCAUUUCAGUCCUAUUAGCAAACUUUUCUUAAUGUCAAGGUAGUUGGACUAAAACAUUGGCUAUAUGCAAAUGCACGUCUCCUUAAAAUAAACUUGCUCUUUUGUUUACUUUGAAGCCUUACGAGCAUGAAGACAUCCAGUGUCAGUUAGGCAACUUUUUUUAUACUGUACUUUUCAAAACAAACCUAGGUUUUUAUGAAAACUGACCUUUUUGCUUUUUAUGUGCCCCACAUAAACUUAAACCUUGUUUAUUUGGCCCGUGUUAGCCUUUAACAUUUUGAUGUGCUUGCCCUAUGUUGUCUACUUUUGCAAAUGGUAUGACAUGAUGGAGUAAUUGUCAUUCCUGGGCUGCCUUACUGUCUCGAAAGCAACAUCGGCAACAUAGGCCCAACAAACCAAUCUGGUAAACUUCAAUGUGUAUAAACUGAAAAGGUGACAGCCCUAUAUUUGAACCUGUAACUUUCCAAAACCCCAUAAAACCUGUACAAGGGGCUACUGUUGUACUUGUGAGACAUUGGCGAACACAAAUAUGUGUAUUAUGACAUUCAUAGUUAAAAUACUAUGCAGAACUUGAAAAAUAACACAUUUCUUAAUUAUGUUUCAUAUAUAAAUAUGAAAAGGUAAAUUAUGGUUGAACAGACAUAGAGCUCAAAUUCUAGAUUUUGUUUUGGUUCAAAACUUAUAUAAUUGUCUCCGUCCUAUAGUGGUUAUAGUUUUAAGAUUGAAAGUAGAGGAUUGAAAAUUUUAGUAUGCCAGCCCUAUAAUUAAUUAUGUAGUAUAGCGCAGACAUAGAUAGAUAGAUAAUUAAAUGUUAAACAAAAAUCUGCACAUCAGUCAAGCCAUAAGACUCGCUUUUCCCACAGAAAUCACAAAUUUGCAAAGGAUUUUGGGUUGGCAUAUGCAAAUGAGUUUAACAAAGAAUCACAUUUUUGCCUCAUUCCAUUAUGAACAUGGAUUCCUUUGAGUCUGUGUUUGCGGUAUACAACAGCUUUGAAACACAACUUAGGAAAAGAUGCAAAGCCAGUGAACCACUCAUGGACAGCUUUUUCAUUGUUAAUGCAAAUCAUCAGCAUGAGGUUGGUUACUGGUUUGCUUAUUGAGGCUUGGAAGUGCUUGAAAACCAAAAAGGUUAUGGUGGGGAAAAAAUUGUGAUUGAAAACCCCUUCCACCUGAUGUUAUUAACGGGGUGGGCAUAUGGUCGGUUAACCCUCUUCCUUCCGCUCAGGAACCACUUAGCACAGCAAGAGACCCAUUUCCCCCCAGUAACUGAACGAGACAGAGCUCUGUGAGUACAACACUGACAAUGCUUUAUUGGUACAGACUUCAUUUAUUCACAGACCCCUAUAGGGGGUCUCCUUUCUAUUCAGUACAAGUCCCCAGCUUGAGGGGGGUGGUUUACAGAUCACCAUCUCCCGCUCUGGGUAAUACCAACAGCACAACAGUUACAAACAGUAAGAUACAUUACAUACAUUGGGGAACUUAGGGGGCUCCUCAUCCUGGGAAGGAAAUGGGGCACACACAGGGAACAUAUAUCUCUGGAUAGGCCCAUGUCCCAGCUAGGAUCCCUGCAAAUAGUGGGGCUAUCGGAUGUACAGAGCCCAAGAAAUCAUUGUGUAAAGUCUGGGCUUGGGGCUCUGUACAUUCCCGAAACAAGUUCCAUGGAAAUGCUUUGUUUAAGCCGAAUUCAAACUUCGUGCCUAAACCAAGUGGCAGCCAAUCAGGAAAAGGGCGUGAAACCAAAUUGCGCCAAUCAAUUCUUGGGCGGGGAGGUGUUUCACUGGCUAAUCAGGAGAAAGAGCGCAAAACCAGUUUGAAUGGCAGCCCUUCUCCCAUUGGCCGCCACGGACUUCCAGGCGGCCAGCAGGGAUCUGAAGCCGAGAAGCCGCCUCACAGCUCCAGGCAUUCUGCUGUGGCUCUCUCAGGUGGAUAUCUGCAUGUAGGUAGCACCGGAGAGCGCGCUCUUUGGGCAGCUAUGAGCCUGGACCCAUAGCUCCUGGAUAGGGAGUCUCCUGGAUCUCCUCCGGACAGUGAAUAUGUCUCCUUUAGGAGCAGGUAGGGCGAUUCACCGCCAGCAUAGCCAGUCCCAUCAAAAUGUCCCCACCAACCUCAGGACCCCCACAACAGUACAUUUCCCGACCGGUCUUCAUCCGUGAGACCCUCGUGUGAACACCUGGCAAGGAAAGCGUUCUUCUGUAUGAAUUGGCGGCCACCCAGGGGGGCACUCAUGAAUUACUUCCCUUGUGGUUUCGCACUUAUGUUACUGGUGUGAACAUUCCAAUUGAUUGGUGUGAACACUCUAAUGGGGCACCGGGCUGGUCCCCAUUCGGGAGACGAAUGGGUUCCGUUCACAUGAACGCUCCCGAACGGGGAAACAAGGUACAGCACACGAAACACACGGGGAAAUAAAGGGAAAUAUAUAUAUAUAGAGAGAGAUCUUGAGAUUAAAAUGCAUAGGUGAAAACGUUGAUCCAUUUGGUGUUUGUAACGAUCACCAUUAAAACCACAUUCACAAAGAUCUGUGAGUGGUCCCUAUUUUUUGUGACGUGUUUAAUGCGGUUAGCACCAAGUCAAGUAUCUAUUUUUGGAACUACUUUAGGAAGAGUGGCUUGUUAUUGUGAAUAUACGUAUAUUUAUUUAUUUAAAGUGAAUUUGUCACCACAGUUACAAUGAUAUUUAUGCACCAACAUUCCGCAGGUUUACUUGAACAUAUAGCAGGUCUCGAGGCACAACAUAUGUGAUCUAUCAUAGUGAUAAAUCAUAUAUGGAGCUGUAUAUUGCCCCUCGCUCCAGAUCCACCAUUAUGAAUGAUUCGUGGGUGUUACAGUGCUAUAACACCCACCCUCCGUGCUGCUCCCCGUCUGCUGUGACGGGCCCUUCUUGGGGACAUUUCCCCAAGCAGAGCGAUCCACCAUUCUGAUGCCAUGCACAUCGUUGUCAGUGCAUCCUAUACUGAUACAUACAAGUAAAGGUUGCAGGAGUAGUAACACAGCAACAGGGAGAGUUCUCUUGAUCAUUGAUGUAGGAAUAAAAAAAUUCUGGGAGGAGGCUUUCAUAGCAAUCCAGGCCACAAGUAGGGAGCAAACAGUUUUUUAUUUGUAAAAUGAUUUGUUAUCACCUGGGAGUAUAUAAAUCUAACCAACUUGUAUUUGUUUUUCUUAAGCAAUGAGACAUGAUUUUUCUGGUAUUGAUUUGUACCCCCCAAUCCCCGGGGUUUCUACACCCAUGCUUUUUGCCCUUAUUUCACUGGCACACAGGUCUAAUGCCGAGGAUUUGAGAAGAGGUAGAAGAACCAUAUUUUUAAAGAGGUUUAAAUUAAAAUGUAUACUUGUGCUAGCACAAUAUAUAGAUGGAAUUUCAUGCUUUUUACAAUCAGCCUAAAUGUUGUGUAUUACGACUUGUACACUUCAAUACACAUAUAAUAAAAUUACGUGCAUAUACAUGUAUACGUGCAUUUUACUACAAAUUACGUGAAGUAAGUGAAACUAUUUUUGUAGUUAAAAUUUUUAUAUUUUUAAGGUCACACAACUUCACUGUUCCAUUGGCACACACAAGCUCUUUGACACACACACACACACACACACUCACUCUCUUACUCACGUGAAGUAAGUGAAACUAUUUUUUUAUUUAAAAUGUUUUAUAUUUUUAAGGACACACAACUUCACUGUCCUAUAAGCACACUUUCAUUGGCACACACAAGCUCUUUCUCACACACACACCCACUUUAUACUGACACACACACACACACACACAAAUUCACCCACUGACCCCCACACAUACAAUGCAUUACCUAACUAGGUCACCACUGAGACAUUUCUGUAGUUGGCUGUUCCUCUGUAUGCUCCAUUUGUUCUUGCCUGACUGCUGAUAUAUGAUUUUAGGACACCUGAUAGUCUGUAGAUUGGGAAGGCUCGUCCAUAGGGGCAACGCCAAACCAGUUUUUAUGUGUGGAAAAAAUGUAUUUGCAGUAGUUAGAAACACUAAGAUUCUUUUUUUGUGCAGGGGAGAGUGGUAUGCCAAACAAAUAUGGGGAAAAAAAUAAUUCUGUAAUAGUUUUCAAUUCUGCAGGGCCCCUCCACCCUCAUUGGUAGCUGUUUGGAGAAGUUUACUUGAGAGCUUCUAGACAUGUUAAAAAGGGGCUGGUUUGAAAUCUGCCCUAUUUCAGCAGGUUUUGCACAUGCCUAGUGUCCUUUAGGGAAGGAAUUUCCAGAAUUUCCAUUGAGUUACCAUUUGGGCAGCAGAGCAGAGUCAGCUGCCCAUGAGUGGUGGCAUGCUAUUGCCCUCUCUAUUCAGGGGCCAUAAUUUUCUCAUAGCACCAGGGAUGGGAUUACAGUGCCCUUAAGAGAAAGAAGCAAGAUGCUAUUUUGCAAAUAGCACAGGGAGAUUAUUGCACCAGUGAAAUUUUCGUUCCGUACUAAUGAUUUCGUACUAAAUAAAAAUGUAAUUUGUCAAUCCUGAAUUCCGUCAACAAACCAUUCUUUAAAAAAAAAAAAAAUCAGCACUGCCCAUUCGCAAAACAAAAAAAAAAGCAAAGAGGGAGCCGGCACCGUUACCAGCUCCCUCCUUGUAAUAAAUAACUAUUCCUACCCUUCCCCCCACAUUAAAACCUAGUGACCUCCAUAUUAAUAAAAGGGAAGUUAAAUCCUCCUGCAUACCCCUACUCGUGUAUGCCCCUACUCGUGUAUCGCCUGAGUAGCCCUAGCUACCUGUAGAAAAAUAGCAGAAGUAUGGUCCACCCCUCUGAUACCGACCCAUUCUCAAAUCCAUAACAAAAAAUAUGACAGCAUCGACAUGGUAAAACUAACGGCUUAAGUAUAUGACACACCAAACUCAUUCCAUAAAAUCUGGGAUCCAUGGCUGGAGGGCGACACUGCUCUCCCAUGGUAGGCUCACACUACCCUCAUGCGCCUACAACACCCACGAUCACUGUGAACCGAACCAGUAACACGGAUGCCAACCACCCACCUUCCCCACCCUACCUUCUUCCCCUUACCUUCCCACCAGGUUCUGGGGGGGUCUCCGGGCUAGCGGCGCCUCCCCCCCCUCUUUUCUCGCUCCCCCCCCCCGAUACAGGUGAACCCUCAUUGGGGUUCCCCCCUAAAGUCAACCGACAAAUUCACCUAAGGAACACUUUCCUUAUAAACAAUACCACUAGCUGGCAUUACCAUCCUGAACUAAACUGGUACCUGACUCCUCUUAGGUCCAACGCCCUGGCCAGGCCUACCGCCUAUAAAGGAGUUAUGACGGGUGGACCUUGCUCUCUCACCACCCGAGAGACUCUCACUGAACACCACAUCACACAAUAAUGAAAACUGUAUCUAAUGUGCCAUGUUAACAAACAAUUAGAUUGAUGUUAUGACUGCGUUUAGAUUUCAUUGCUUUUCCUUUCUUUAAGACUAUCUUAUAAAAAAUCAUAAAUGAAGAAUCUUUAAAAAAACAUUAUUUGGAAUUUUCCCAUGCUGUGUAAUUUGACUCAUAACACUGUGAUUGGUUGCUUUUCAAAUUGAAAGCAGGUCCCCCCUAUUAUUUAUUUAUUUAGGGUCCCCACCUGCCGCUCAUGGAUGGAGACCAAAGGGGACAUUAGGUCCCCCCUUUAAUUAAUUAGGGUCCCCACCAGCCACUCAAGUCCCCCUUUUAAUUAAUUAGGCCCCCCGUUUAUAUUAAUAUCCCCCUCCAUUUGUGUUAUUUGUGUUCCCCACCAUGGGGGAACAGGGGGUCCUGUGCCAGGUCCCCCCUUAUUGAACUAGUCACUGGGCAGCAAUAGCCAUUGGCUGCUCGCUGUUAAGGCGACAUGCCCCUACUCGCGGGUCUAAAUAGCUACUUUUUCAUAUUGCAACAUUGUUAUAGUUUUUACUAUAACUUUUGGUUACAUGUACUCUUACCGUAGCGCUCUAUCACUUCUAUGUAAAAUACAGAUUUUUAUAUUCGGUUCUAAUGACAUGCCCCUACACGGGGGACCUGGCACAGGUAGGGGCAUGCAGCAAGAUUUAACCUGGGCCAGGUCCUCCCUUAUUGCACAAGUGACUGGGCAGCAAUACUUCUCUGAAUUCUGGUAUCCAUGAAUUUUGGCUUUCCCUCAUCGUUGUGUCUGAUUCUGUGUUCCUGACCUCUGCAAGUAUUUUGACUAUUCUUGGAUACGUUAAGUCCGGCCAUUCUAAGGUCCGGUUAUACGUUAUUCUUAGUCCUAGGUGUGACACAGGUCUGCGUGCUGGAUCAACUUGUAAUCCUGACAUUACGACAUGGCCAUACAUCCUAAAGAAUUGUGUCAGCUUGCGAGAGAAAGCUAGAGGAGAAUGAUCACUGUAUGGAUCAAUUUGCCCAGGCUUUUAGCACGCUCCUUACUAGGACGGCUCAUUUACAAUCUGAGGCUUCUCUGAUUAUGUCACCGUUGCCUAAUGUACCUCCACCUGGAGUAUAUAAGGCACCUAUGAUCUCCUUAUCUCCUCCCCCGCAUUUUUCUGGUAAUAUCCAGAAAUGUAGGGGAUUUCUCAGUCAGAUUGAGUACCACUUUGAGGCCUCACCUCAGUGGUGUAUCCUGGUUUUGUGCUGCCCUAGGCAGGACAAAACUCAGACGCCCCCCUGCCCCCGCGCCACCCCCACCCAACCCUUCCCUCCCGCCCCACCUUCUAAAUACACACACACAGUCAGACACAAACACACACACAGUCAGACACAAACACACACACACACACAGUCAGACACACACACACACACACAGUCAGACACAAACACACACACAGUCAGACACAAACACACACAGUCAGACACACACACACACACACACAGUCAGACACAAACACACACACAGUCAGACACACACACACAGUCAGACACACACAUAGUCAGACACAAACACACACACAGUCAGACACACACACACAGUCAGACACACACACACAGCCAGACACACACACACACACACACAGUCAGACACAAACACACACACACAGUCAGACACACACACACACACAGUCAGACACAAACACACACACAGUCAGACACACACACACACACACAGUCAGACACAAACACACACACACAGUCAGACACACACACACAGUCAGACACAAACACACACACAGUCAGACACACACACACAGUCAGACACAAACACACAAACAGUCAGACACACACACACAAUCACUCACAUUAACACUUUUUUUUUUAUUUAACUCCCAAAGGUAAGGAGGCUGGGGGGGGGUUCUCUUUCACCCUGGGGGUCCAGUGGCUGCCGGUCGGGCUGAUGGGCUGGUUGCUGGGCGGGCGGCUGGCGAGGGAGAACUUCCUUUGAGCGGUCUGCUCAGCUCCCUCGCGCGCCGCAGAGUGAGGCUGGGAACCGGAAUAUGACGUCAUCAACCCGGCUCCCAGCCUCUGCGGCGCGCGAGGUAGCUGAGCAGACCGCUCAGAGGAAGUGCUCCCUCGCCAGCCGCCCGCCCAGCCCAGCAUGUCUGUUAGCCGCAAGGCUAACAAGGCAUUUGCCCUGGGCAUUUGGGGGCGGCGUUUUUUGCCGCCCCCUGAAAAAUGCCGCCCAAGGCAAAUGCCUUGUUUGCCUCGCGGCUAAUAUGUUCCUGCCUCACCUGGUUCAUUUCCUUAAGAUAGAGCUAAGAUUGGGUAUCUGAUGAACCAACUUAAAGGUAAUGCCUUAACUUGGGCUAAUCCAUCAUGGGAAAGUAAUAGGAGUAUCGCUCAGUGUUACCAGGAAUUCCUUACAGAAUUCAAACUGACGUUUGAACCAUUAGGCAGAGAGGAAGAUGCCAAAAUGGCUCAAAAAAAGUCCUGGAAAGGGCUAGAGGGCUGCAAAAGGAAGUAAAAUGGGGGUAAGAGUAGGAGAAGUGCCCUGCAAACAAAUGUGGAUAGGGAAAUAACCUAAAAUAACAUAAAAUACAUACAAAUUUAAAAUAAUAAUCUUGAACUAGGAGGAGGAGGUGGAUGUGGAGUAGGAGGUUCAGGAGGUGGUGACCAUGGCGGUGUAGGUGGAGGAGGUAGCCAACACUGUAUUUUUUUUUUUUAAUUCGGGUAGCCCCCAAAAUAUUGGGACAUAUAAAAAAGAAAACAAAGAAUAAGUGCACUUGAGUAUAACAAUGGCUGGGUGAGGCCGGUAUAAAUGUCUAUUCUGCACAAGGUACAGACAAGUCUGGUGGGAUCUAUGCCCGGUUAAUUUUAAUAAACUUUAGCUUGUCCACGUUGGCUGUGGACAGGCGGCUGCACUUGUCUGUCAUAAAGCCUCCUGCCGUGCUAAACACACGUUCAGACAAUACACUGGCUGCAGGGCAGGCCAGCACCUCCAAGGCAUAAAGUGCAAGCCCAGGCCAUGUGCCCAGUUUGGAGACCCAGAAGUUGAAUGGGGCAGACCCAUCAGUCAGUACGUGUAGGCGUGUGCACACGUACUGUUUCCCCAUGUUGCUGAAAUGCUGCCUCCUGCUAAGACGUUCCAUAUCAGCUGGUGGUGCUGGUUGUUGCGGCAUGAUGACAAAGCUUUUCCAAAUUUCGGCCAUGCUAACCCUGCCUUCUGAGGUGCUGGCGGCGACCUCUUCCUCCUCCUCUGCCUUCUCCUUGUGCUUCCACUGAGCCCCCGGUGUCAGUUGGGAAUGCCCUCAGCAGCGUGUCUACCAGUCAUCGGCACUGGCCAUGUUGGUGGAGUACUUGAAACAGCGCAACAUGGCACACAGGCAUGGAGGCCCACUCAUUGGUGGUGAAGUGGUGCUGUUCCGCAGAGCGACUGACCCGUGCAUGCUGCAGCUGAAACUCCACUAUCGCCUGCUACUUCUCGCACAGUUUCUCCAGCAUGUGCAAGGUGGGCACGUCGCAUAUAAGGCCGUGAGUGGGAAGGCCAAAGUUACGCUGCAGUGCAGACAGGCGAGCAGCAGCAGGGUGAGAAUGCCGAAAGCGCGCACAGAUGGCCCGCACUUUAUGCAGCAGCCAUGAUAUAUCUGGGUAGUUUUUCAGGAAUUUCUGCACCACCAAAUUCAGCACAUGAGCCAGGCAAGGGAUGUGCGUCAAACUGGCUAGACCCAGAGCUGCUACGAGAUUUCGCCCAUUAUCGCACACCACCAGGCCGGGCUUGAGGCUCAGUGGCAACAACCACUCAUUGGUCUGUUGUUCCAUGCCCGUCCACAGCUCCUGUGCGGUGUAGGGUUUUCCCCCCCAAACAUAUAAGUUUUAAAAAAGCCUGCUGUCGUUUCCCCCCUGGCUGUGCUGAAGUUGGUGGUGAAGGUGUUACGCUGACCAGAUGAGGAGGUGGUAGAGGAGGAGGAAGCAGAGUAGGAGGAGGCAACAGGAGGCACAGCAUGCAAACCACUCGUGUCUUGUUGUCAGCACAUUGUCUGAAGAACUGCCACGCUAGGGAACUCCUUGGAGCUGGCUUUGGUGUGCUCGCACCCUGGGUGUGGUGGGCAGUAGCAGGCAUACUGUCUAUGCACUCCGCUUUUGCACCCUGCUCCCUCUUAUGCUGUGCUGGUGCCUCUGUGCGAUCACCGCCUCUUCCUCCAAACUGCGCACGUCACUCGCAUAACCUUGAUUCUAUGUGGGGUCUCGGACCUCAUCAUCCUCCACAUAAUCUUCCACCCACUCCUCAACCCUGCCCUCCUUGCCGGUCUGCACACUGCAGAAGGCCACAGCAGUUGGCUCCUGUGUUUCAUCAUCAUCAGAGAUGUGCUGCGGUGGUCCUCGCCUGUCCACAUCCUGAAACUUAAGUGGUUGUGCAUCAGUGCACUCAAUCUCUUCGACUUCUGGGGCAGGGCUAGGUGGAUGGCCCACGGAAACCCUGCCAGCAGAGUAAUCAAAAAGCAUAAGAGACUGCUGCAUGACUUGUGGCUCAGACGGCUUGGCUGAUUUGCAAGGGGAUGAGGUGAAAGACAGAUGGCCAUGGGCUGCAGGUGCCAACUCUGAGCUUUCAGCAGGGGACCGGGUGGGAGAAAAUGUGAAGGAACUGGAGGCACUGUCAGACAUCCAAUCUACUAUCGCCUGUACUUGUUCUGGCCUCACCAUUCGUAGAGCGGCAUUCGGGCCUACCAAAUAACGAUGAAGGUUCUGUCACCUACUCGCACCUGAGGAAGGUGUUUCACUUGUGCGUGUAGCUGGUACAGAUCGACCACGUCCUCUCCCUGCAACAGGAGCUCCACCAACAUCAGCAGCACCACGACCAGGGCCACGUCCCUUAUUUGACGCUCUCCUCAUUCUUUGCGUUAACCCACCAAUGGUUUAUGUCAGGUGACAAUGUAACCGCCAAUAGUCAACAAUUAAGUUCACUAACAGUAAGGCAGUGUCGGUGUCCUAAAGAGAAAAAUUUUCUCGAGGUCACACAACAGUGUGACAGGCGUAAUUAAUACAGUUACUUCACUGUCUCAAAAAAAUGUGAAUUUGUCAAACAACAAUGUAACAGUAGUAUUUAAGGGUUUUAUUGGACUGCAAGAAAUGCACCGCAGGCUGCAAAUGUACUAUUUAGCACAAAAAAAAUUUGAAUUUUUCAAAGUGCGAUGUAACCACAGUAUUUGACAGUUCUAUUUGACUCUCAGAUAUGAAGUGCACGUCCCAAAUUUACUAUUUAGCACCAAAAAAAAAUAUGAAUUUUUCAAAGUGCGAUGUAACCACAGUAUUUGACGGUUCUACUUGACUCUCAGAUAUAAAGUGCACGCCCCAAAUUAACUUUUUAGCACCAAAAAUGUUUACAUUUUUCAAAGUGCGAUGUAACCACAGUAUUUGACGUUUCUGUUUCACUCUUAGAUAUGAAGAUCACGCCCCACAUUUACUUUUUAGCACCAAAAAAAUGUGAAUUAGUCAAACUGCGAUGUAACCACAGUAUUUGACGGUUCUAUUUGACUCUCAGAUAUGAAGUGCACGCCCCAAAUUAACUUUUUAGCAUCAAAGAAAUGUGAAUUUUUCAAAGUGCGAUGUAACCACAGUAUUUGAUGGUUCUAUUUGACUCUCAGAUAUGAAGUGCACGCCCCAAAUUUACUUUUUAGCACCAAAAAAAAUGGGAAUUGUAACCACAGUAUUUACAAAUGCCUAGAUGUUGCCCACUGAGCUACCAGAACAGGAAUAAAGUAAUGUGCCUGGCACGCAUGCAGUUGCAAGUGCACUGUACUUGCAAAAAUGGCCGCCAAUGCCCACCUAACAAACAGACUGAUUGCUUAUUUCUCUGUGGCACUGGGCUCAGGGCAGGGUACAAAAAUGUAGUAUAUCACCCACAAAAAUAAUCGCUGUAGUUUGCAGAUUCAACACCAGAAUUCUUUCCUAAUCUGUCCCUCACAGCUGCAGCAUCCUCUCUCUACACUAAUAAGAGCUCAUGUGACGUGUGGCGCUACGUGACUUCAGCUUAUAUAGAGGCUGGGUCACAUGCUGCACUGGCCAAUCACAGCCAUGCCAUUAGUAGGCAUGGCUGUGAUGGCUUCUAAGGGCACACGAGUCAAACGCUUGUUGAUUGGCUGCCCUGCAGCUUUUCAAAACGCGCCAUUAAAUCGUUGAACACCGAACUCGAACCCGAACUGUUACUGAAAUGUCCGGGUUCGGGUUCAGGGUCAAAAAAUCGUAAUGUUCGGUAAAGUUCGGAUUCGCUCAACUCUACUCGUGACAUCUUUGCACUAUUAUUUUUAAAUGCAGCGAAUAGACCGAUUAUAGUAUUUUGCAACUAUUUUAUCAUAUUGUGUGUAUCAUUGCAACAUUUUAUUAUACUUAGUAUUGUAGCUGAUUAGCUCACGAUAUUUUUGCGCUCUAUCCUUAUACACAGAUAAGAUUGAGUAUAAUGUGUAGUUCUACCUAGCACCAUUAGACAAAUAGUUAUUUCAACUAUUUGUUGUCCAGUGAUAUUUUAUAUACCAUUGAUAUAGGACGAGCUAUAUUCCUUACGACAUUAGCUAUUCUUGUGGGUAGUUUACAUUAAUUUAUCUUUUAGUAUAGAACAGUUUUUGUUUGUUUUGGGCUCAGUACUAGCCACCUUGGUCCCAGGUUUUUGGUUUCCAUCUCCCUAUUCCCUACACACAUCUCCUGUUGCUACUAUAUUAAUAAAUUGUUGCCGCAAUUGUUGCAAUAUUGAUACCAUUUAAUAUUGAAAUUGGUUAACUAACUAUAUUUCUGCACUCAUAAAUUUUGAAUGCAGGAAAUAUUGAACUUUUGGCACAGUCGUCCAUAUUAUAUUACUUUGCUAGUGUCAAGGGUGUUUUCUGCACCAAAAACGGUUAAAGUUGUUUGAUGCCAUGAUACAUAAUUAUAUGGUAUUUUACCAUCUUAGUAUUCCAUUCCUAUAUGCUAGGUGUUGCAUCCUCCAAUUUUUCUUUUUUUGUAUAUUGUAAUAAACAGGGGUCAACCCCUAACUAGGAGGCUUUGCAACCAUUGGCUCCAUUUCUCUUUGUCUUCUUCUCUUUUCUUUUAAGUGAACUUAAUAAAUAAUGUUCUAAGCCAUUUGGCUGCACUGUCUGGCCUCAGGUUUUGCAUCCCACCAUGAAAUAUCCUGAUAUUCCAGUGGGACAGGAAGGCCCUGAUGAUAGUAUUAGAUUUAAUGUAAUAUGCGAGUAGUUUGAUUAAAUAAGUAAAAUAUUGUUUUUAUUAUUGCACAUAAUGGAGGAGGAGGUUAGUAAAAUGAUUUUCUAAAGUGCUCCGCUGAAGAAAAAUAAGUGAAAACUACUUAGUGCUAUUUCCAGGUUCUCAUAUUCUGUUGUCUACCCUCUUUGUCCCAUGAGUGCCACCACCUUUUUUACAUGCUGCUAGUGACCAACAUCUCCAGUGCUUAUCAGUAGUUGGUCAUGUACAAUAGGAAUGUUAUCAAUUCAGCUUUGUUUCAUGUUUAUAACUGUCUCGCUCUGUCAUUGCAGGUCUGGGUUGAUGCAGCUGCUCAGAUAUUUUUUUCACUUGGCCCAGGAUUUGGUGUGUUACUUGCCUUCGCCAGCUACAAUAAGUUUCACAACAACUGCUACCAGUUAGUAUCAUAUGUACGUUUUUCCUUUUUGCCGCUCAGCUGAAAACACUGAGCUAGAUGUAACUUUUCCCACUUCCUUUACUUAAUUUGACACAAGUUUAAAGUCCCUAGUCCAAAUAAUUACCCCAGAGUAAAUUACAAAAUUGCAAGUUUUUUAGAACCUCGAUAUACCUGUAAUUCGCAAUUAUUUGAACUAUUGUUUUGUUUUAGGGACGCUCUUGUGACCAGUACAGUAAACUGCAUGACCAGCUUCAUGUCAGGAUUUGUCAUAUUUACUGUCUUGGGAUAUAUGGCGGAAAUGAGGAAUCUUGAGGUCUCUGAAGUGGCCAAAGACACAGGUAACAUUUGGGACUGAGCAGAGUCACUUGUUGGGAUUUAUUAAGGGUCAGUGACAAAUGAUAAUGUUGGUUUCUGGUGAUUGUCUUUUCUAUCAAAUGCUUCCCCUUGAAUAAUCUUCUCUUGUCUGUGGUGGUCUGCCAAUAUAUCACAGUGGCGGUCCGCCAAUAUAUCACCACCACGGAUCGAUUUUUCCCCGAAUAAAACAGUUCCAAUAAUCCUGAAGUAAAAUAUCACCAGUAUCACAUAUCCCCCCACACAUGAGUUAAGGCUUAAUGCUGGGAGUAGAACUGUUUAAUGGAAGCACAGUCACAUAAUUUAUACAUGUAUAAAACUCCUCCCCUGUGCCUGAGAGAUAAUUGAGUCAGGAACUGUACAAACUCAAUUAUCUCCAGGGACAGAAAAAGAUCAAACUUUCAAACACCCCAAAAGUACCCCCCAAAUCCAUGGAAACCCCACAAUAGUCACAUCCCCGGAUAUUCCUGAUCUGAGUGACCAUCAUAUCCAAAAAUCGCUCAGAUCAGUUCAGUAGUUUUGGAUUGCCAUCGUAGGGAAGUUUUGACCGGUCUGCCACGAGGUUGAAGCCCAAAUUAGUUCCAGGGAAUUUGUGGCAAGAACCGGUCUCCAUUCGCAGGGUUUCUGUACGAAAACCACAUUGUUCAUACAAAAUCUGAUUAGUGUAGAAUGCUCCCCUCAUUUGGUAGUUCAUAGCUCCCGAAUGCCGUUCAUAUAGGUGGUCGGAAACUCGAACGGACAGCAGGUCUAUCUUCACCAGCGUUCACGGAAGUGCCUGGCCAAAUUCAGUUCCAGACACUCGAAGACCAAGUCCCACUUCCUGCGUUCGGGAGACAAGAUGGCCCAGUGGAGCAUUCUAUUAAUUGUUUUACUUUGCGGCUUUUGUACUUGUCAGUUCAGUGUUUCAUGUUCUAAUGAGGUUCUGGGGUGGUCCUUAUUCGGGAACCGAACAAGGUGGGUACGAAUAAAAUAAACGAAAACCCAUUAACAAAAUAUGCCGAACCAAGUGAAGGGGUAUUCCUUCACAUUGUCCUUCUGAGAACUUACCUUACCUGGGUACCCCCAUUCUCACCUGUUUCCCCACAGUUGGUAAUAAUGAAAAUGAUCUGAGAUUUAUUUAAAUUCUCUUAUAUUUGAGUGAUCUAGCUUUGUAGCAGAAACUCUGAACAUUGUAAAAUCAGAUGAUACUUUGUGAAUUUAAUAAUCACAGUAAAAAAAUUGACAUUGACUUACCCAAAAUUAUUCACAGACAAUGACCUUUAAUCUUUGUUACACCUUUGGUCCAUAAUAACGUCAACACAACCACAAUGCAUCAGGGUAUGCACCCAAAUAUUACUAUUUAAACUUUAAUUAUAAAAUCCUAAAUUAAGAAUGAGAUUAACAAUACUAAAAAAAAGAGCACAGCUUUGGCUUGUAUUAGGCUGUGCGGAGGGGCACACCUCAUACACACGCCUAUGUUCACAGUUUUAUUGAGACUUCAAAAAAAUUUAAAGUUUCAAUAAUCUGUAAUUAUCUCAAACUUAUGCUUGAUGAUCAGGUAAAUCAUAUAGAGUAAUGAAAGCAAGGAGUUCUUUUUCAGCACAAACCAUACAAGAAAAAUGUAUGCUUCUUCAUGUGUAAAAAUCUUUCUCUAAAUUCAACUGAAUCUUUUGAAAUUACUAUUGCACAACCGUUUGGCACUAAAGUUGGAAAACCAACUACUACCCUCGCUUGUUGAACUCCAAGUCUUUUCAUUCACAGCCUCCCUCAGUACAAGUGCUGCAGGACAUGUCGACACUAUAUUAAUAAAAAAAAAUAGCUUUAUAAAUACAUCCUGGAGUGUCAUUGGUUGACUUACCCUCAAAUGGUUAAUAAAAACAUAUAUCACUGCAUUCCAUGAAAUUAAUAAAACCUGUGGGAAUACCUAAGCAUGGCCUGGGUUUGCUGUGAUCAUGUUAAAGUGCGCUGGAAGAAUAGCAGAUGUCCGCAUAUGAUCAUUUUUCUUAAAGCUUAAAAGCUGUACCAGGCCCCAAGCUACAAACUGAGUAGAACGAGUACACAAGGGCAACAGAGGUAAGGAGUUUUAACCUGACAGUGCCAUGUGUGAGUUUAUCGGAGUAUCUUUAUUCUGAUUUCCCACUUCACACACCGACACACACAGGCACACAAAGAUUUACAGAAAAUGAAUUCAUGUUUGGUGAAAAAAAAAGAAGUUAUGGGCAGUUUGAAAAACAAACUGAACUCUGAGGCUCUCGUCCCAACAGCUAGAACUGCAAAUUUCACUGUCUAAACCACUGAUCAUCAGCAAAGUUAGUGAACUGCAAACUAUUUCAAAUAUCUCAGUAAGCCAUGACAGGUCUGUAAACUGAGUUCCCUGAUUGACUGCUGCUAAUGAGGUGCCUCGCAAUCCUCCACUAAGAAACUGAAUUAAUUUCCAGGACAGUGAGUAUCUCCAGAUCAGUCUGACAAAAUCCCUCAUUGUCUGAGAAAGAAACAAUCUCAAGGGUUGAAUGUGAUUGUCCUUCAGUGUACAGAAACAUUCAACAAUUAUUUUGGUAAUAGUUAAACAAAAAUUGAGAAGUUGUACCUUGAAUUAUAUCAGUAAUUUUGAAGCUAUGGAGUUAUUAAACCACAAAUCAGUCUAAGUACGUAUUUACUCACAGAAACUCAUACAAGACCCCUAAUGGCUGAUGGAUUGUCUACAGUAUAAGGGUCCCUGUGUCUGGUCAAAUAUUCUACUCCCACUUCCAUUAUUUGUAAAAUAAUAAAUAUUAGGAAUUGGUGGUCUUUCUUCGUAAUAAAAAUAGAAAAAAAAAACCUUAAUAAUUACUCAUUAUGUGACACAUUGUCAAAAAAUAAAACUAUAGCGGAGCCAAGCAGCCGAGCUGAAUGGCCGCACAUUGUCUGAGCUCUGACCGCGGAACCCAAACAAAUACCGCACAAGACCCUAAAAUUAAGCUACCCACGACAGGGGAACCCCCCACGAGACAGUGGACACACCAUGGGUCGCAAAUCAAAGAAGAUGAGGCCAGAAAAGCCACGGAUGGGCUUCGAUAUCGGAGACAUGCUGCGGCAGGCCAGCGGAGGGACGAGACCAAAGAUGGCCGACCAUCCUGCAACGUACUCUGAUCUCUCAGACGACAUGUCCCCUGACGAGGACAGCAAGAUCCCACUUGCAAACCCAAGAGUAGCUCAACAGCACACCGACCGAGACAACGCACCAGUGACGGCGGCGGUGCUGAAAGCACUCCUGGCAGAUCUCCAGAGGAACAUUCAGACGGACGUUGCAUUAAUCCGCACGGAUUUACAAGGCCUUACGGGCAGACUGGCGGUGGUGGAAGCCGCGUCCGAUACCCAGGCCCAACAGAUUGCCACACUUCAAGAGGCGGUUCGGGGGCUCCAGCGCCACAGCGAACAAGCUGAACGCCGCUUCUCCGCAAUGGAAGAUUGGAGGCGGAAAAAUAAUAUAAAAAUUAGGGGCAUCUCGGACGAAGUGCCGACAGCGGAAUUACCGCACCUCCUAAGGUGCCUACUAAGCACUAUACUUACCCCAAGACAGGGCAAGCUGGUGGCAAUAGAGGGGUUCUUUCGUGUACCCAAAUCCCCAAGAGCACCGGACGACUUACCGAGGGACAUGGUCAUCCAGCUAAUGAGCGGGAAAGAUAAAGCAGCGGUGAUGGCGGCGGUCAGGGACCACGUGCCAUAUAAAUUUGAAGACAUGUCUCUCACCUUCUUCCCGGACCUAUCAGGGAGUACACUAGCUUGGAGAAGAUCGCUCCGACCCUUCACAUCACUCCUCCGACAGAAGCAGAUUCCUUACCAGUGGCGGCAAUCCCGUACCCUAAUGAUCCAGCACGGGGGUAACAAGCUCCAGAUCAGAGAUCUCGAAGAGGCAAAGGCCACACUACCCACCCUCAACCUACCUCUUGACGCCCUGUCAUCUACCGGAGCGGAGGCAGCAGGCCGCAUUCCACACCAAUGGAACCCGGACGCAGUGAUCUCGUUCUCCCCCCGACGGCAGAACAAGGGAGGAACUGCCGCGGCCAUCACCUGAGGAGAUUGAUUAGAUGGACAGCCCGCUAAUACCACGUCCUUAGGCUCAGCCUAGGGCACCAGUUUAUAAUGUUUAAAAUGCAAAUUUUUCUGCUCCCUGCUAUACACAUUUUGGCCCCAUGUUCCAACCUAACCCUACUGACAUGUACACAGAAGUGAGCUCUUCCACAAACAGCCCACCUGAAGCUCGACAGCUCUCCUUGAGCCACUUACACUACCCCCCACACACACCUCCUAAGACCGAAGUACCUAUAACACUGCUUUGACAAGUACCGGAGGCAGCCAGCAACGAACCUCUAAUACACUCCAGCACACACACUAGCUGGGACACACUUCAGAACGCAGCGCACCACCACUGUAACCCAGUUAGAUCUAGGCCACAACACACCAGAGAUGCAUAAGAGUGCCUGGAGUUGGAGGGCCAACCAUAUACCUACCAUCACACAUAGUCUGUGUCACACUAUACCCCACCUUAACGACAACACUUAAAAAUGAAAAAUGUGCCAUGUAAAUGCUUGCCAUGAUACUGUUGUUCCUUGACUGCAUUACUAUAGUUAGGUAUAGCUAUCGUGGCAUACCGAACUUGUAUGUUAAUAUGUGCACAACAUAAAAAAAAAAAAAAAAAAAAAAAUUAAACUAUAAAUAAAAUAUGAGAUAUAAAUAUUCUAUAGUACAUAAAAAUGAAAUUCAAACAGUCACUCAAAAAUAUGGAUAUAAAAAAAAGAUUCUUUAGCCUUUAGGCCAGUGGCUGGAAUAUCUAAAAAAGGAAAGCUUUUUGGUUGCCCGUAACAUUUAUAGACCCUUACCAAACAUUUGGUACCCUACUUCUAUUGUGAGCCAAUCACAGUGCAUCACUGGGAAACACAACAUUCCAUAAGGAUUUCCCAGUAAUGAUACUGAAUAACACAUAUCCAUUGGAUGUCCUUCAUUCCUAAUUUUUUUUCACCAUGUCUUUAUUUUAUUUAUUUUUUUAAUAUUAGUUGUAUUAUGCAUUAUGUAUAUUUUUUAUACUCAGGCUUGGAGGAUGGAGAUCCCAAUUAUGUGCAGAUAGUAUGAACGUUAUUGCAGUAGAUUUAAAAUGAUUAUUAAAAUGCUAUAAUGUUAUUUGAGUAAACCUCUGAUCUUCUGUUAUAAACAUUCAGUUUGGGUUAACCAACCAUCAGUGGUUACCGGUUAGUGUAAUCUUGAAGGCUCUUUGUUCCUCCCAGCGAUUUCUUGUACAGCUGGCAGUAAAUGACCAUAUGGUGUCAUUUUAAGUCUAUUAUCUCUCCUUCAGUGAGCUAUGUUUGUAUGACUGAUACGUAUAAUUUUGUGUUGGAGUCGGCUUUAUCUGUGAUAUAUAGGACUCGACCUAAUAUUGUUGAAUACGUUUUCCAAAUGAUUUAAUAAUUUUUGAUAAACUUUAACAUGAUUUCAUAUUCUGAAAAAUAUGUAAAUCUUGGAAUGAUAUCAUAUUUUUUAUAUAUUGAUAUUGGUUUAUAUGUUAUAACUUUUUAACUUUUUUUUAUAUUUUGAAAAUUAAUUUUAAAAGUUUAUCCAAAAAUAUGAAAUAAUUUGGAAAGCUUACUCAACAAUAUUAAAUCGAGGCCAUAAUGUUUUGGAGAAGGUUGACCUCUUUCUGGCAAGGAUAGUAAAAUGCUAGUUACUAAUCCUGUUGGAUGCAGUUUGGGAUUUAAAUUACCAUUAAUAAUCUAAAAUUUUGUCUUUGCUCCCAGGACCCAGCCUUCUAUUCAUCACCUACGCAGAGGCCAUUGCGAAUAUGCCAGCUUCCACGUUCUUUGCCGUUAUAUUCUUCUUGAUGUUAAUCACUUUAGGUCUGGAUAGCACAGUAAGUGGGCAUUUACUAACUCAUGCCAAGAAGGAGUAUGAAUGGUGCAUUAAUAGAAUUAGCAAUGGUGAGCUCCGUAUAAUAUGUACUGCAAGCAUUCCUUUUUGACAUAAUUAUGCAUUUAAGUGCAGUUUAGUUUCAGACAUAUAUCCACAAUUCUCACAAUGAUCCAGUACCGAGGUUGCAGAUAUUGAGCCUUUUUUUAAAAUUGUGAAGUAGAACACAUAUAUACAUCAACUAGCAACAACAACAUAGGUCUAAUAAUAGAAAGCUACAAGAGAAACUGACUACUUAGCUUAGCUUCCCCCUUGAUGUAAUAUUGUAAAGUGCUGCGGAAUUAGUUGGUGCUAAAUAAAUACCAAAAAUAAUAAUAAUAACAAUGCCACCCAUUGUGGGGGUAGGUUCAUAGUAUUAAUGAGAGACAGAGGAUCUCUUUGCACCAUACCAUGUAUAAGGUAUUUACGUGUUUAUAGCAUUUGGAGUGUCCCUUUAACAUCUGUGGAAGAGUCAAGAUUUGGUGGCUACAUGGGGGGAAUUAGAAAGGGAUCAAGUCUUAGGAAUACUAGACUAUUGUGGGUGGCCACAAUUAUACUAUUUAUCUGAUAAAAAAUAAUACUGUGUAGAUGACCUGAUAGUCCUAUCAUAGAAGCACGCUUACUGCUGUUAAAUAUUCUUGUAUCUUCUCAGUGUUCUACAUAUCUCUCCACUAACAAGUUUGUUCCAUGCAUUGCCCAGUAAACAAAAUGUCUCUCUGUGUGUAGUUUGCAGGUUUGGAAGGAGUCAUAACCGCAGUGUUGGAUGAAUUCCCACAUGUAUGGGGGAAGCGUAGGGAGCUCUUCGUCUUUCUUCUCAUCGCCGUCUGCUUUCUUGGGUCACUGUCAACACUAACAUUUGUAAGUACAAUCAAUAUACUUCUGAUCCCCCAAAAAUUAUUAUUCACCAUACGUCAUAUCCUUAUUGUUUAUUUUAAAAUGUAGUUAACCUUUUUUUUUUCAGGAUCAUAGUAACAAUGUGAUUAUUAUAAUAACAACAGAGGGUAAAAUUAAACUUCAUGACCUCUUUUCAUAACACGGAAAACAUUUUUCGUUCAGAAAAAAAAAACAAAAAAAAACUUUUGAAGUUUAAUAUGAACUAAUUAAAAUGACAAACAUACAAGCCAAGAUUUUGUUCUUGCCCGUAUGCGUACUUGCUGCCAAAAACAGAGUUACUCAUAGUAAUAGCACAACUUUAUUUUUAACUUGUGAUCUUGAAAUACAAAAAUAUUUCUUUUAAAAGCUUUGUUCUAUUUGGAAUAUAAAAUGGACUUUGUACUAUACAGAAUUACAACUGGGUUUUGCAGAUGAAAAUAUUAGUUUUAGGAAUGAAACUAUCCUAGUUAUGUAAUGGAAACCAACACUUACUGUCCUGGUUAUGUGGUGGAACCCAACACUCACAGAACCUAAUUUAUACCACGUAUUACUGGGCCUAAGAAUGGCAGGAUUUAACUUAUAGAAUGGUCAGAGAGAAAGCCGAGGUCAAGAGUAGGAGAAAACAGGACAAACGAUAAACAAGCCAAAGUCAGGAACACAGAGAGUAGAGAGAUGGUUAAACAAGCCAAAGUUGGUAACUAGGAUUCCAAAUACAAUAUAAGCGCACUCUUGGGUAAUCAAGAACCACAAUAGGGCAACUUGCUACAGGAAACCCUGGCAUUAUAUAGCCAGGGCACUAAAACUAUUGGCUGGCAUAACCUUGGAGCGCAUGAAGACCCAAAUUCGGGCAAACGCUGAAUUUGAGUACUUUUUCGAUUCGUUUGUAAAUGACGUUGUUCUGAUGUCGGCAUGACUGAUUACAAAUAGACGCGCAAGCAUAGCGUGCAGCUUCUGUCCCACCUUUGGAUUAGUGAGCUCCGGAACAAGUAAGCAUUGUACAAACAAAUUCCAUAAAGACCUUUCUGUGUAGCAUUUAAUAAAUAAUGCACUUAUAUUUGAUUAUGCAUUCAGAUUCAGCAGUAUUAAUUCUUCAACAUUAAAGUGGCUCUAUCACAAUCUUGGUUCUUUGUAUAAUUUUAAAAGACCCCGAACAGCGACUUUGCCGCUGGGGGUCUUGUUGCCACACUGUGCAGAGGAAGGUGAGUUAUACUUACCUGAACCUUUCCCUUGUGACUGCCACCAUGCUCUUCCUGUCGAUCUUGAAGUGGAAAAAGCCUCCAUCAGCAUUGUACUCUCGCGCAUGCUUUGAGACAGAACCUUUUUCCCGCAGCCAUCACUAGUGAUUACUGGGUGCUUGACAAGGUUUGACAAAAGAUGGCUCUGCCUUUUUGCCAAGCUUGUCAAGUGCAGGAAAACUAAGACAAAGUAAUCCAUAUUUUCUCUUAGUAUAUCUUUUGACUGAGCCGGAAUCUCAGUGAAAUUCCAACGCAGUCAAUGUGAGUAUUUCAUAGAGAUUGUAUCUUUAUGAAAUACUUAUUUUGGGGAUUGGGGUAAAAAAGGCUGCUUUAAGCAAACCUGCCAUCCACAAACAUAAGAGUAACAAGGGGGCUUUUUGGGAUAAAUUAUACCUUUUGUUAGUAAACUUGUCAAUUUACUCAAUUAACGGUGUUCGUAUUCUAGAAAUUGGAUCUCAUCUGAUUUAUAUCCAAAAUGGAAGUCUGUACCCAGCUUUAAUGUAGCUUUCAUUUAUACUGAUAGGCUUAGGUAAAAUAAUAAGGCAUAUAAACUAAAAUAUUCCAUGUAAAACAAAAUGGUAUGUAUAAAUUGUACGUAUAAAUUUGGAAGCAAUUUUCUUGCGCAAUGCAGAGAUUAACUGUAUCAUCCUUAUAGUGCAUAUGCAACCACAUUAAACAAAACAUGAAAAAAAAAUGUGUUAACUAUCUAAUACUGAGCAUACCUCUAAUAUGGAUAGAACCAGAUAACCAUAUUACAAGGAAGACUGGUCUGGCAAAAUAGAUAAUACUGUUGACUGCUUUUGGAAUAGGUGCAUCUCGUAUAUACAUAUACAUAUAAUAAAAAAAAAACACAAGGUGACACACACAGGUUAAAAUGGCAAAUGAAGGUUAAUUUACCACACCUGUGGCUUUUUAAAUUGCAAUUGGUGUCUGUGUAUAAAUAGUCAGCUCUUACAUGGAUGCACUGAGUAGGCUAGAUACUGAGUCAUGGGGAGCAGAUAAGAACUGUCAGGAGACACUUGGUGUAUUUACAACAUAAUAAUAGGAACAUCCAUAAUAUAACACUGGGCGUAUCUACAAUAUACUACUUGGGGCAUCUAGGAUAGAACACUGGGUGUAUGUAGGAUUUAACAAUGGAUGAUACUAUACUGGGCGCAUCUAGGAUGUAAUAUUGAAUGUAUCUAAGUUAUUAUAGCACUGGAUGUAUCUAUGCCACUUGGUGCAUCUAAGUUACCAUCUAAAUGAUCUAUUUCAAUGCAUAGACUAUAUGUAUGGUAGGCAAUAUUCGUAUAAAUAAAACGAGACACACAAUAACCACAGACAACGUUUAAUUACUUUUCAAUGGGCUUGGCCGUGGUGUUUAUUCAAAGCUCAAGGGGCAUACAACCAUAACUUUGUAACCAUAACCAUAUAACAUAUGGUUCACCAACUUUCAAAACUUUUAACUUUAUUAACCACCAUAUUGUCAGUCAGUCAUAACUAACCUGACCGCCUUUUAUUUAAAACCCUUACCACCAUAUCCUUCCUCAGAACUUGACCCUGAGGAUGACUUUUGCCCUAAUGCUUCAUAACACUACGACAAUACAAUUAAAUAAAAGUAAAGUGGGGGUGAGGGGGUCUGUCCACACCAUUCCUGCUUCAGUCCACUCUGACAGGACUAAACUUGUGCUGCUUCUUUUUAUACUGUUCCAGUUUCCCGCUCUUUUUCUGCUUGCAACGUUCAACCAAUCCCAGGCCAGCUCCAGCCCCCAGCAACAGUUGUGUCAUCAAUUCUGCCCAGAUACCUGUCUAAAUGACCAACUGCCACAAGAUGUAAAAUUCCUCACAUUCAAAUCCCAGACAAAACAGAUUAACUCUUUCAUUGCCACCAUGCAUAUAUGCCACAGUGCUUAGUGCCUGUGCCUUCUUUUUUAAUGUUCCUUCUCUGUGACGUAUUGCCAUAUUAAAAAAAUCAUUUUAGGAAAGAAAUGCCAUAAAAUGAUCUAACAUUCUGGAUGCACCCAUCAUAUAUGAUGCAUAAAAUAGUCUUAGCCGUCUUGCAAAAAUGGGUUUCUUUUAUUUUUGUUAGCAUUGGUACUAAUAAAGUUCACCCUACAAGGAUAAAACAGUGCAUACCUUGUGUAGUGUAUAUACACAAUACUCUCUCAAUACAUGUCAACAUGUACAGAUAGGACUUUGUAAUGAUAGCCAUUGAGAAUGACACAGAGCGUAUCAAUGAGAAAGCGCUGAUAGGAGACACAGAGGUGCUUAUCAUCACAAAAUUCUGUUUACAUAUGAAAGCUGUUUUCAAAAUGUAAUGCAAUUAUUUGCACAAUUUAAAUUUCAUCGAUGUAUAUGUUUGUAGGUGAGAGUCAACACGGCAAAGUAACAGUGUUACAAAAAGCAAAUAUAAUUGUAUUUUGUUUGUCGUUUGAAUAGACCUUAAAUGUGCUGCCGACAUACAACAGCAUUCAAGCUUUGUUAAUAUUGACUCAAUCAAUUAUUUCCUUAUUAUGAGACUGUCUACCAAAAGCAAUGCUAUUCGCUACUUUAACCACAUAAUAUGUAGCGUUUCUGAUGCUUGACUGGAACAGCUGCUGGUGGAAAGGCACAAGUACCAGUCCUGAUAAUUUUAAAAACAUUAAAGAAACUCUAAAAAGCACCAUAACAACCUAUGUUGUGGUGUUAAGAGGUCCCCUCUCAAUCGCACCCUGCACACCAAAAUUGUGAUGAUUUGCAAAUACUGUUGCCUGCCGCUAUAAACCGGCCAAUUAUAUACAUCAGAAAGGGAAGCUAGACUUCUUUUAAAUAUUUAUGACCACAUCCAUUAUAGUCCAAACCUUCUCUAACAGAGCCUGAGCUAUACAUGCAUCACCAAGCGGGUAGUCAAAUCAUUUUUAUUAUUUCUAAUUUAUUGGAAGCUCGUUUGGGCAGGGCCCGCUUCACUUACUGUUCCCAUCUCUCAAACAUGUUUUGUUAGAGUUACUGUUUGUCUUGUUUUAGCCAUUGCACAGCGUUAUGGAAUAUGUUGGCGUUAUAUGAAUAAUAGUAAUUGUAAUAAUUGCAAUUGUAUAAUAUUUAUCUAUGUAGUCCGCCAAAAGGUCUAUGGGUAAAUGCAAGCCUGGAGUGUCUCUAACCGUACAUUGCAUUUCAACUGAUGGGUUGUGCAACAAGAUAGUCAUACUGUACAUAAAACGUUAGCUACUGUAUCCAUUUAGAUAGGCCCUGUCUUAGUAAAUCAAGUAAUUCUUUACAUGUGAUGUAUUUGUUUCUAGGGAGGAGCUUAUAUGGUUAAGUUGUUUGAGGAGUAUGCCACAGGUCCCGCCGUACUUACCGUGGUAUUCUUGGAGGCAAUAGCUGUGUCUUGGUUUUAUGGUAAGUAAAUGCGAAUUAUAUUUUAAACAGACUUAUAGUGGGGCCUAUACUAACCAGGGACAGCUAAAUAAAUACUUGUAAAAAUUUACAGGGAGUUUAAAAUUUAGUAAAACUUAACUUUCUGUUGAAUAAUCACAAAAAAAAAUAAAGACAAUACUGUGUAUUUAAAAUUUUUGGUACUAAAAUACUACUAAUUUGUGAAUGGUUAAUUAUUAAAUUUACUAGCCACCCAUUAUUUGAUUGGUCAUUAAAAAAAAAAAUAUAUAUAUAUAUAUAUAUAUAUAUAUAUAUAGGGGGCGGGGCCGGGCAGCCAUGCCAGCAGGCUGCAUAUCACAAGGGCUCCCCGAGGAAUCGAAGAAACUCAGGGUAUAUAACCACCUUACCCGGCUUAUACUGACCCGGGGGUCCAUGGCAAGAAGCUCUGUAGUGUCCUGGUGUAGCUGGGGCGCCCGAAGCAGGGUGGCUCUAGGUCCUGGUGAGAGACUCUGGGGCUCGGAGAUUGAGGCCUACCCGGGAAGCGAGUAGGGCGGAAGGCCGCUGCCUCGCUCUCCGCCCGACAGCAACUAUCAUUUGCCUGGCGCCCUCCUGGUCCCGUUACCCCCAUCUCGGCCCCCACCAGGCAGGCUACCGCUUUUGCAUCUCACCUGGGUGGCCCGAAGCCAUAGGAGAAAGGCUACCACGCUCAUCAAAAUGGCCAACGGCUGCACAGCAACUUUGCUGACUGGGACGGUAAUCCCUCUGAGACACACACACAACCUGAGCUGUUAUCACAGGAGGUCCUUAAGGGCUCUUGAGCCCCCACGACACUGGCACAUGCAUGCUGACAGGUGAAAACCACCGCAGCCAGCACUUCUUCCACGUACCCGUGUCAAAGCGGCAAUACUCGAAGCGCACUCUUUGCACAUCAGACCGAGCAAGCUCCAUCCACGAUCAGUGCUGGGAGAAUAAACUGAAACAGCCACAAGCAUUGACUGCACGGUGCUACAGCCCUCGACUGCACACCAAGGCUUACAAGGCACGGCACUCAAACAUGCCCAUCAACUGGGAAGCUAUGGCGGGACUAUAGGAUCUCAUAGGGUAAUCUCCAAGAACUCUCCCCACACCUAGGCAUGGACUAUGACCCCGUUGUCUCACGCUUUGCGCUCAGUUGGAGCUGGCGGUGACCCCAGCCGUUCACAAUAUGAAGCAUAAUGUACAGUAUGCGUUGACUAACAUACACAACCUCUGCAUAUAACCUUGUAUAUAGUUAAUUUUUGUUUAAGCUUAAUACAUACUGAGGGAGAUAGCGGAAUGUGUGAUGCUCUGCCUGGUGACACCCUGCUUUAAUGAAAAUAUUAGCUAAGCUGGAAACUGAAAUAGAACUGCAUACUUCUCUUUAGUCAGCACUGCAUAAUCUAUCAUAACCUGAAAUGUUCAUUUAAUGUCUUAUCUACUGCAUGUUAUGCUGUUACUGAACAAAUUUAACAAAAAAAUCAACCUUAAGCUACUGUUUCUAAUCGACAAAUAAUUCACGACAGACGUAGUUACCCAGCUUGUAUUUAGCUUGUAUUAUUAACCAAAAAAAAUUUGUGUUUUUCUCUGAUGCUGUUCAGCAGUUAGCAAAUAAGUGCUUGUAAACUGUUUGUGAAUGCUGUUGUGGCAUUACUGAUAUACGAAUGUUAAACCAUGCAUAGCAAAAAUAAAGAAUAAUAAUAAUAAAAAAAAAAAAAUAUAUAUAUAUAUAUAUAUAUAUAUUAUAAAUACUAUAAAUACAACAACAAGUUGUAAUUAUUGGCAUGUAUUUUAUUUUUGCACUUUAUUAGUACAUGGAAUGCAUUAAUUACAAACAUGUGUAUUAUCAGGAGUCCUGCAUUAUAGCCCAGUAAUCUAAACAAAAAAGAUACAUAUUUAAAAAUAUAUAUUUAUUUUUUAUGUUUACAUUUUUGUAGAGUGUUCCUUUAAGAGUAUAUAAUCUGGCCCUGCCCUUUAUUAAUACAUUGAUCAUUUCUAACUUUUGUGUUGUGAUUGCUCUGAAAACACACACUACCCUGACUGAAUGCCAGAAAAUGUUAUUGAUUGAAUUCUGUUGCUGGAUUGUGAUCAAGGCCAUAAUGUCCAAAACGUAGAACUUAAACAAACCGGAGAGCAUCUUACUGACCAUUUAAAAUGCAGCAUAUUCCACAUGGUUAAGAAAGUUUUGUUGAAAUCCCAGCGGGUCAGAACGGGCCAUUGAUUCAAAAUGGAGUGAACUUGAUAGGGUCCCAUUGCUGUGCCAGUUUUCUCUCAGGAGCUGGCAAAGUAGCAGUGACCUGGCAAGAGACCUAGAUUCUCUAGGAGUAGAUUUCUUUCUGAUUUGUCAGUGCUGCAAUAAUGCCUUACAUCGUUAAAUCAGAGUAGAAGACUCGGGGGCAUAGAGACCUCUACCAUACCAAGGCAUUCCUUGAUAGAUCGGAAUAAAAUGUGAGAUCAUAGCCCUCAAAUUUAUGGGAGUCUUCUCCAUAUCUGCCAAACAUAAUGAAACUUUGUCCCAGCUUGUCAAUCAGAUUUCUCGUUCCAGAAGAAGGGACUAUAGCUGACUUAGGGAUACGAUUACGAUGUAUGACCAAUGUGUGCUAUGUGAUAACAAUGCAACACUCUUCUCAGUAGAUGAGGCAAUUCUGCCAAUCAACAUUAUCUGAAAGAACCGUGUGUGAUUAUACUGCAAUACUUAUUGUAUUGUCUGUGUUUCUAUUGCAUAUGUUACCCUUUGCACUGUGUCAUUCUAUUGAAUAUGCUACUUUUUGUUCUGUGUUUGUUAUCCUACUCAUUGUACUAUUUGUGAUUCUGUUUCUACCGAUUUUUGUUUGUAUACACGUUGUAGUAGUUAUAAUCCCACUGCAUACAAAAAAAACCUCUAACAUCUCUUACAGGUAUUAACCAGUUCUGCCGCAAUGUAAAGGAGAUGCUUGGUUUUACUCCUGGCUGGUUCUGGAGGAUAUGUUGGGUGGCUAUAUGUCCUUUAUUUCUUCUGGUGAGUCAGCACUUGUAGCACACAAACAUGUUAAUGCUUAAUUAACAAUGCCUUUGUCAUGCAAGAACAAUAAAGUAAUUUGUGAGAUGGGACUUUAAAUCAGUCCAUAUUAUUUGGAAUCGGGGUUAUAAAUCAGUCCAUAUAUCGACACUUGACUUUUUACUGGUGCAUAGCUGAUAUCACUGCAAAAAAAGUAUGUAGUGUUUAAAACAGUUAUAAAGAGAGUAUAACUUUAUUAGAACCCAUAUUACACGGAUCAUUAAAAAAAUAAGGAAUACAUUAUCUUAUAUACAAUUAAUCCGGCAAGACAAAAAUUUGAAACAGUAGCGUCUAACCUCCACUGAUCUUGUGUAGUCCAGCAGUCGACCUUUGUAGAUGUCCAAAAUACUAUAGAUAAAUUACAAUGGCUUACUCCAUGAUCUUAGAAACAAAUGUUCUGCAGUUAUCGUUGGUUUAGAUAUCUAAAAUAUGUCAAGUUUAUUAUUGUACUCCAUGAAAUGUAUAAUGUAGGUGUGUAUUUUUGCAUCUCACUUUUCCAUGUGCUUACUGUUCAAUGCUUGGGAAACUAUAUUUUAUAAAAGAUUUAACAAUUCACUAGAGCUCUCGAAAUAUCAGAAUUUACUCAGCUUUGAUUUUAGCCCCUUUAUAUGGUACAUUACUUUCCAAAAUUAGCUUUAACAUUUCUGCCUUAAACAUUAUGCUCUGGACGGGCCUGAAGAACAUUGUUAGGAAACAGACAGUGUCGGCAACAUUCUCUUUGCCUUUUAGGAAACAGUAAACACAGUAAGCCCUUAAACACAGUAAGAGCUAUUAAUAUCUGGCAUUGUCGUAUAUUCUAAAACUAGGUAGAUCCGCCUCGGUUAAUAAUAAAAGAAAAAGAAGAACAGGUUUACAGUAAUAUGAAAUCUUGCAGAGGCUGAUGUUUAAUCUGUUUCAUUUUAUUAACUGAGUAUAAACAGGUAAGCUUUGCAUAAGCAUCUGUGAUUUCACCGAGUAAAGGUGAUUAAUAUGCUUUCACAAUGGUUACUAUGCAUACAGCUAGUAAAUGUGUUUGCAAAUAGAAACAGAGAAAGAAUUAAAAUUACAUAUAACCUUUUAUCCAUGGGAUGCUCUGUUUUCUUUGAAAUUCAUAUUAGAGAUUUGGCAAAUUACAUAACAAUCCAGUUGAGUUCAGGCACAACCACAUGCAAGUAAUAAGAAAUAAAAUAGAGACAUAAAAAAGUUAAAGGGACUCUAUAGGUAUCAAAACAACUUUAAUUUAACCCCUUAAGGACACAUGACAUGUGUGACAUGUCAUGAUUCCCUUUUAUUCCAGAAGUUUGGUCCUUAAGGGGUUAAUGAGGCAGUUUUUGUAUAUAGAUCAUGCCUCUGCAGUGUCACUGCUCAAUCUUCUCCAAUUUUAGAAAUUAAAUCUUUUUUUUUCUAUUUAUGGAGCCCUAGCCACACCUACCCUGGUUAUGACUGACACAGCCUGCAUGAAAAAAAAAUGGUUUUAUCUUCAGUCAGAUGUUAACUUACUUUAUAAUUUUUUAUCUCCUGCUCUGUAAAUUGACCUUUAAUCACACACAGGAGGCUCUUGCAGGGCCUAGAAGCCUAUUGUAUAUAUACAUACAUACAUUCACACAUAUAUGCAAUUUUUAAUAGGUGGUGUAACAGCUUCCUGAUCCAAGUUUGGAUCUAACUACCAUUCUGGGGUCAAGAAGAACUUUUUCCUAGUUUGUUGCAAAUUGGAAAGCUCUUCAAACUGGAUAUUUUGCCCUCUUCGAAUCAACAGCAAAAACUGAUGUGAGAAAGGCAAAACUUGAUGGACGCAUGUCUCUAUUCUUGAGGCACACCAAGAGAUGAGAAUGUAUGCAAAUCCCAUUCUGUUCCAGUGGCGAACCUGACAGACCCUGCACUGAACUCCUCUAGAGCAGGGGUAUGCAACCGUCGUCAUUCAAGAUGAUGUGGACUACAUCUCCCAUAAUGCUCUUACAGCCAUAUUGCUGGCAACGCAUCAGGGGAGAUGUAGAAAUACACAAGAAAAAAAGGGAAGGCAGCCUUGAAAAGUAAAUAUUAGAACAUAACCUUUACUGAAUUUUAUAUGAUUUAUAUGAUAUGAUAAAAUCAGGGAUUAAUAAUAAAAAUCAAUGUGUAAUCAAUAACACCCCAAUCAUAUGGAUGUAAACCAAUCAUAAGAUAAAUACAUGUCGUUUGGUGUUAUUCUAAUACCACUGGCAAUUUGUAGACAUAGAAGCUGGAGGAAUAAUGGCAGAAAAUAACAGCAUGGAGAGACAAUGAAGAAGCUACUUCUAUGUCUGGUUCCAAUACAAGUUCAUACAAACUUUACACUGUGUGUCCUUAUUUAGAUUCUUACUAUUUGUUCAAGUCUUGAUUUCUCAGUUAUUGCUAUUAUCAUUACACCUAACAACAUGUAUUUACGACAAGAUAUAUUUUAUAAAUAUAUACUUUUUUGUUUCAAUUUGACAAUUUUUAUUGGUUUUCAAAGGAGAACAUCUCAAAUAUAUAAUACAUUGACAUAGUUGUAAUGGUUUGAUACAACUGAUAUCGAACAAAGUACAUAUACACAAUAACGGUAUCAUGAUUAGUGGACAUUCCUCAGGUCGGGGUGUGAAUGGUAAUUUGAGCAGGGUAGAGGCUAUUUUUGCAAUCAUAUUCCAGUAUUGUUUGAGUGAGUGACAGGUCCACCAAAUGUGGAAUAUUGUUCCUUUAUCAAUGUCACAUCUCCAACACAUUGGAGAGGCAUUGUGAAAAUAUUUUUUCAAGCGGGUGGAGACUUAAUACCAUCUAUACAGAAGCUUCCUGACUAGCUCCAUAUGGCAGACGAAUGUAUGUUGUAAGGGAGUGCCCAUUGUUCCACCAAGACAACCUUUUUUAAAUUUGUCUUUCAUGAUGUUAUAUACCUUACAUAACACACACACACAUUUUCUUGUUAGGAUGCUGCUGAAAACAAGUUUUUAAAAAGAGGUCAAAGGCAAGUCAGAUGGGAACAACCCUUAUGCAGGUUGAGUGGUGACUAAAAGCAAUUUAAGUUGGAGAUAAGAGGAAACCAUGUUACUCGGUAGAUGGGAAGAAAACUCUAUGUUAGAAAAAGAUUGCAAUGUACUCCCGUAGAAUAGUUGAUAAAGAUGUCUGAUCUCCUGAGUCACCCAGGGUUUACUAUAAAAUGUGCAUGUACCUAGGGACAGGGAAUACAGAGGUGUUGCCUGUCCAAUAGGGGCAUAUCUGUACAAAGAGUUUCUAGACAUGUCCCACAGCUUAAGCAACAGUGCUGUGGUUGACAACAUUUGCGCAGUGAAAGUCUCAUAUGAGGUAUUAACCACAGAAGAUAAUGUAAACCUUUUAGGUCAUGUCCAAAAUGACUCAACAUUCACCCAUUGAGGUCCAUUAGAAUUUGGGUGAGAAGAAACAACUUGACUCAUAAAAGCUGCCUUAAAGUGAAAGGUUCAGCCCCCACUGUCUACUGGUCUCUGCAGAAGGUUUGUUGCCACUCUCCCUUUCUUAUUUUGCCAAAUAGAAACAUACAAUGUGACGGCAGGUAAGAACAAUUCGGCCUAUCUAGUCUCCCCAAUUUUCUAAAUACUUUAAUUAGCCCAUGGCCUUAUCUUACGUCUAGGAUAAUAAAUCAAUAUAUGUUUGUGAAAUAAAUUUUACAAACAUAUAUUGUAAUGGGUAUCUGUUAUGUUCUAAGAAGAUAUUAGAGUGUUGGCAGCAAGGACACCUUGAUGACUGCAAUCCUCCCACCCCAAAACAGGAAUUUCCCUUCCCAACUCUUGAGAAUCCCUGCAAAUUAUUUUAUCAUUUUAGCAGAGAUACACUGAAAUAUGUUUUCUAAAUUCUUUGUAAUCUUAAUUCCUAGAAAAGAGAGAUAACAUUCAGUCCCUUAGCCCAAAGUCCAGGGCCUGUGUCCUUAAGAAGAUUAAUUUAAAAUAUGAAUAUUUGCCAAAUUCUUGCAACUGAUAUGGAGAUUUGGGAGAGAAAUAAGAGGUUGUAUUAAGGUUGAGGAGGAUGUUGUCUGCAAAUAAAUGUAAUUUAGGUUUCCUGCCACCUCUUCUACUCUGUGUAUGGAGUGGUUCGCACUAAUGAUUACAGCUAGGUGCUUUAGAGCCAAAACAUAAAGCAAUGGGGGAAAGGGGUACCCGUGCCUAGUUCCGUUAGUAAUUAAUAAUGGUUCUGAAACAAACCAGCAUUCAAAAUACGAGCAGAAGGGGAGGGAUACAAUCAGUGGUGUAUCCUGGUUUUGUGCUGCCCUAGGCAGGACAAAGCUCAGGCACCCCACCUCCCCUGCACCACCCCACCCUUCCCCCCUGCCCCGCCUUCUAAAUACACACACAUUUACUAGACACACAUGCACUAGCUAACACACAUACACAUUAGCAGGCACACAUUCACUAACAGACACGCAUACACUCUCACUACAAGACACACUCCCUGACAUACACACACACUAACAGACACACACUCACUCACUAACACACACACACACUCACACACACAAACACACAUUUGUGUUUUGUUUUUUUAAAUUCAACCCCUCCUUACCUUUGGGAAUGCUGGGAGGGCGGGGGGUUCUCCUUUUCCCUGGGGGUCCAGUGGCUGCUGGGCAGGUGGCGCUGGCGAGAGAGCACUUUCCCCUGUGCGCUCUGCUCAGCUCCCUCGCACGCCUCAGAGUGAUGCCGGUCACCUGGAGCCGGAAUAUGACAUCAUAUUCCGGCUCCCAGCAUCACUUUGCGGCGCGCGAGGGAGCUGAGCAGAGCGCUCAGGGAAAGUGCUCUCUCGCCAGCGCCACUCACCUGCCUGGACUGUUAGCCGCAAGGCUAACAAAACAUUUGCCCUGGGCAUUUGGGGCGGCUUUUUUUUGCCACCUCCUGGAAAAUGCCACCCAAGGCAAAUGCCUUGUUGGCCUUGCGGCUAAAACGUCCCUCGAUACAAUGCCUUAAUAGCCCAAAUAUAUCCAGGACUGCCUCAAGGAUAAUCAUAUAAAAAUGUAAAACGUUUUAAUAUUUACUUUUCCUUUUAUUCUUGUGGAUUUCAAUAUUCAUUACAGGGUAUAAAAAUGUUUCUGGCAACCUCUAUCAUUCCUUUCUAAUUAGCUUACAGUUUACUAUCAAUGGAGAUGCAGUCCACAAUUUCUAGAAUGCAGACGGUUGCCUAUUCCAACCACUUUCUUUAGGAAACCAGAUCAAAUAUCUGUCUUACCACAGAACAUUUGAUUAGUCCAACCGCUGUGUGUUUUUGUGCUUUUGCUUUUAAAUACCCUAAUUUUGUUUAUUUUAUCUCCAGUUCAUCAUUUGUAGCUUCCUGUCUAGUCCACCUGAUCUCCGCCUUUUUAAUUACAAAUAUCCGAACUGGACUGUUGUGCUGGGCUACAGUAUUGGGACCUCCUCAUUCAUCUGUGUUCCGGUGUACAUGGUUUAUCGGCUUGCCAGCACGCCAGGCUCAUUAAAAGAGGUAAGUAAGACAGCAUAACUAAUUGCUAAAUGUUGUAGAAUGUCAAAUCUUACACUGGUUCCUAAACAAGUGGACCACACAUGGUAGUGUGUGAUUUUAAAAAGAAACAAGUGCAUUUGUUUGUACAAGCUGUUUGAAUUAAUUGAUUGAAAGUGAGUAGGAAGCUGUAUGAUGUAAUUUAUGUGUGGAUGCUACAUUUUUCUCAUUCACUCAGAUAGGGAGCCAAUGAGUGGCUGAGCCAGAACAAGGUUGAAGCAGACAUACUAAUUAGAGGCAAUUCAGAGCCAGGGAUUAGCUAAAAUGUGUGUAUGUGUAGGCAAACCAAUGUGUUGGGGAUGUGCUUUGUGUAUCCAGUGGUUGUAGUGUGUGCAUGAAUUUGGGGGUGUGAUAUGGGUUAUAUUGUGUGCGGGUGGUGAGGAACUCAGACCUGCACCUCCACUGGGUAUAGACUGAGUUUGCGCGUCUUGCAAGUCCUGGUAUUGUGAAGUAUUGGAGCAUUGCCAUGGUAAUCUCCAUCAAUUCUCUGAAUCCUCUGGUGCUCGUGGGAGGAAUACUCUAAGUCUGCACCAAGUGAAGGUGCAGGGUACAGUCUCAUAGGUCUCCACCACCACCACCACCACCACAGAAGGCUGCAUUUGGCUAUUGAGUCUGAUCUUUAAUCUCCUGUAGGAAAACUGCACGCUAUAUUAUAUGGGGUAAAAAAAACAUCAUCCUAUAUACCAAAAAUACAGUAAUUUGUACAAGUGUCAGUUAAAUUAUGUGAAUACCUUGUUUUUUGAUGUCUUGAAACUAAUCAAUGAGGUCCAUUUAGGUCAAUUUAUCUGCUUCAGCUAUUUUUUUUUCCAAGAAGAAUUGUAGUAAAUGUUAUGUUUCGGCAUGGGGAGCUGUUUGACUGAAUAAUACUAGUGCAUUUUGUAACUAAAAGUUUGAAUCUUUUAUUUCUGUAUUUACAGCGCUUUAUUAAGAGCAUCACUCCAGAGACAGCUACAGAAAUCCCCAUGGGUGCAAUUCACAUGAAUGCUGUGUAA
Molecule: messenger RNA, 83231 nt
Organism: Pelobates cultripes (western spadefoot toad)
Lineage: Eukaryota; Metazoa; Chordata; Amphibia; Anura; Pelobatidae
Source: the annotation of a GenBank genome assembly